Cinara cedri is the source of this 52186-nucleotide messenger RNA. The record is from the annotation of a GenBank genome assembly. Lineage: Eukaryota; Metazoa; Arthropoda; Insecta; Hemiptera; Aphididae.
AUGGCGACGCCCCCCGACAGCCCGAUCAUUGAAGAGGCGACACUAAUCGAGCUCGAGGAACAGCUGAACAACUCGUCCGCGUUUCCGCACGCCAGACCCGUAGCCCUAGAGGACCUCUGCCGGCAGACCAAGUUCACCCGACAAGAGAUCCGCAUCAUGUACAGAGGAUUCAAGCAGGUCAGUAACGGUUUUGUUUUGCUUUUUGACUUUCCCGACUUUUCCGGAUAUUUCCCAAUCAUCACGAAAACUACUCGGUGAAUCAAAGAAAAAAAAAAUGAACUCUUCAAUGCAUAUAUAUAUAUAUAUUAAAUUCAAAAUGUAACAAAGGGUCCGCUGUUGUUUGUCGAUUGGAGCAAAAUGUCUGGUAAAAAAAUCGUGUAGACAGAAAAAAAUAAUUAAUUUUUAGUAAAAUCAAAAUAUUUCUCGCUCCGCUCAGAAUUAAAAAAAAAAAAAAAUGAAAUUGCAAAACACGCGAAAUCAUUUUUAUAAAUUCUACUUCUAUGUGUUAGUAGGUUCAUCUACUUGUGACGAAACAAAAUUUAAGCUUACUCGGUUAGUUUUGUUUUUUUCAAGUAUUUUGUAAAAAACGUGCAGAUGCUAGUAAAUCCGUUCUCAUCACGAACAUGGUUAAUUAUGAGCAUAUUAUAUUACUUCGUAUAGUUUAUACGUGCGCGCGAUAAUCUUUCGACUCGAAAUCGACCAUAAUCUCUCGCUAAAUAAAGUGUUUAGUUUUUCGUUAAAGUUACUUAAGUGCACUGUAAUACUUGUAUACGUUAGUUUUAAAAACGUCUAGUGGUUCGGCAGCGUACCUCGUUUCUAAACCCGAUACUCGGGGGGUUGGGACUGUUCACCAUUUCCCCCCCCCCCUACACAAAAUGUUCGCAUCAAUAAAUCGUAUACCAGUAAAUCCCCGUCCUCCCGCAAUAAUAAACACACCCCAGACUGCACGGAAAAAAAUGGUUUUUGUUUUCCGAAAUCGCGCGAAAACAUUUCGAGUUGUAUUUAUUUGCAGUACGCAUUAACGAAUUAUUGGUGUCGACUUUAAAGCUUUUGCAGUAUCAGGCAAACAUAUUAUGAGAGCGAGGUAUUUUGGCGCGAAUACAAUUUAAAACCCCGAGUAAAUUGUUCUAUAUUUUGUUUAGGUCUAGAAGACCGAAUCUCGAUUGAAAUAUAAUAAUUAUAUAGUGUUGUAAAAAUGUAUCAUUUUUAUUAGAACUCACAUCUACUAUAAAGGUGUAUUAUAAUAAUAGACGGCCGCGUAAUUGACAAUUGUAAACGUUUUUGUCGAUUGCGUAGCUAUGAUUUCAAUUAUAUUCCAUAUGGGUUUAUAGUUUCGAUAAACAGGGCGAUCAACAUGACGCGUAAGACACUCUCAUUUAUGUCUCGGAAAUAGUACAGUAAAACUUCUGUUAACGGUCGCCUCUAAAAGACGGUCGCUUCUGUGUAACGGUAAUUGUUUUUCGGUACCGUCAAGUGUUUUGCCUCUAUAGUAAACUUCUAUAAAGGACGGUCAUCACUAAAUAGCGGUCAUUAUUUCCGACCCCUUCGGUGACCGUUACAUGGAAGUUUUAUUGUAUUAAAUUCUUUUUUUUCGGAAUGUGUAUUUUAAGAAAAUCUAAGAAACAAUAAAUAAUAGCUCAAAAACGCGUUAUAGGUACGCACUAUCGUUUGGAGCGAGGAAUUUAUUGGUUUUACAAAAAUCUUCAUUUUUUUUUUUAUGUGAACACUUCUACUAGAAAGCAUACUCCGAUUAUCAAGUAUAGCACCUUUUCUAAAAAAAAAAAAAAUGUUCUCUGGGUGGUACUUUAAAGAGGUCAUUUUUUGAAAUUCUUAUUAAUAUUCGAGAUAAUUAUAAAAGGUUAAAAAAGAUUGAAAGAUUGAAAAUAAGGCUGUCAUUGGCAACCAGUUUUAUUUAUUUUUUGUUAUUAUUAUGUUUCAUUGUUUUAUUAUUUUAUAAAUAUUUUUUCAACAAUCAUUGUUGUCAUGGAAACGCAAAUUGUUGUAAUUAGUUUACCAUAAUAUGACACACAUAUUGUUAACAAAACAACACUAUAAACUGAACUCGGCUCAGAAUCGUGUUUUCGUUAGCAAUGGUUUAUCGUUGCUUACAGAUAUACAUUCAAUUCCCGUCUGCAUCCUGCAUUCCCGAUUUUCCACCUACAACAGUGGCUGUACCCACUUGCUAAGUAUGUCUGUCUUUUUUUUUUUUUUUUAAACAAAUUUUAAAAUAGCCACCUACAUUGUAUCCGAAAUUCCAUUAACAAACGCAGUUUCGGCCGUGCCGUGGCCGUCGAUCCCUGCGUUACGUUGAUCGUCCUGUAUACGCAAACACGAACGAUUACAAUAUUAUUCGCUAGACAAAUACAAUUUCGCGAUAUAGAAAUUAUUAUCAUAAGUUGUCAACCAGACUGUGUAUGCUGAACGCCGCAGUCGUCGUGGAGUAUACGGGGUUCAUUAAUACACUUGAAUUAGCCGUGUUAUGACAGACGCUCGUCUUCUGCCGCGGUGCACUGCGAUGUUCAUUUUGUGCGCGAGUGUGUUCGCAGUGCUAAUGCGAUUCAAUCGAACAACAACAAUAAUAAUAAUAGAUUGUUCAUUCAUACGUUUAUGUUCUGGCGUACUAAACGCACACACACCAUCAUCAUUUAUCGUAUUAUUUUUUUUAUUCAUUUAUGUAUUAAUCAACGCCAAACGGUUUUUACAGUAGUGUAGUAUUUAAUUUUAAAGAGAGAUAAAAAAAAAAAAAAAAAAAAAUAUAUAUAUAUAUAUAUUGUUUUCGUUGUUCACUGGCAGGCGUUAAAUAGUUACGGUACUCGAGGUAGGGCUGACAAUAUUCAACGACGUCCUGUCCGUGCGAGACCUUUUUUCUUUUCUUUUUAUACACACGAGUAUAUACAUAAACAUAAAACGAUUAAUUUUUUUUCACAAUUGUUAAAAUAAAAGAGCUCAUAUCGGGGACGGGUGUGCGCCUGUUAUAGUUGGGAAAUCAGGAAGGUAGGAUACGUACAUUUAUUUAAUUUACAUCUGUAAACAACGGCGAUAAACUUUGCUAACGAAAAACGAUUUUCGGUUAUACGUGUUUCGAAAGGUAGCAUUAUUUUCAAUUUUCGUCAAUAUUUGAUGUUAAAACUCUUAUAAAAAUAAAAAUACUACAUUACAUUCGAAUUUUUUUUCAACCGUUAAGUUCGACGUAUAAUGAACCUUCUGUUAAAUUUUCAAGUAUUUAUACUACCAAAUAAAAAUUAUAUCUAUAAACAGCUCAAAAAUGGCUCAAGUAUAUCGAAACAAGUUUUCUUGCACAAAUAUCAUAGCAAACCAAUAACUACGUUCUGAAUUUAAAAUGUGCAAGGAAUAACAAUAAGCACGAUUGACUUUCCGAUAUAAAUAAUGUGCGAAAUAGAAAAAAAUGUACAAUGAACAAAUUUUAAUAAAGAAUAUAAUAAUAAUAUAAUCUAAAAUUAUAUGCGGACUUCAAUUUAUUUAGACGCCCUUUUUUUGGGGAGAGUAGGGGGGAUUUUGAGUUUUAUAUAUUACGUAUCGGUACCUUUAUUAUAAUAAUAAAUCAAUAAAACCAUAAUUUUUGCUCCCUGCUUAUUUUAAACUCUAAAGUCAUUUUCAAUUUUAUUAAGUGAAUCAUUAUGUCCGAGUAGUUAUAAGAUCUGACUACAGGCUUUUUGUCUGCGUUCGUUUUGAUUUAAUCGCUAUAUUUCGUUUUUAAACAUCUUGAUAAUUCUUUUAUAACUUUUAGCGUUAAAAAUACAUUUAAAUAAUAAUAAUUUUUAAUAAAUAUUAAAAAAUAUCGCAUUAAUAAUGUUGACUAGUAAUUUACUUUGAAUAAAAAAUAAAUUAUAAUAUUUUAAAUAUGUAUAGAGAACCUACAUUAAAAUGUUACUUAAUACAGAGUAAAUUCCUACACACAUACGUAUCCCAAACGUGAAACGUACUUAUAGAAAAAAUAAAAUAUUUUCCUCAGAGUUAUUCAAGUAAUUAAAAAUUAAAGCCUUACAUACUAUAUAAACUCCGAUAAAGCUUUUUAUAUUGACAUUUGUAAAUAACUUUUUAAAAACAAUGGCGGUUUUAUGACAAAUGAAUCGUUGGUGUGUCUGUUUGCUUCCAAACAUAAAAAGAAAAAAAAACAUUGACAUAAUGUUUAAGAUUUUAUUUGUGCGCAUUUUCUUUCUAAUCUCGAAACUAUUUCGUAUCAAUACAACAUAAUUAACAUAAUUCAUUAUUAUAGUUUCACAUUUAUUGCAAAUUUUUUUCACAAACAGUCUAAUUUUUGUUACGUAUUCUAUAAAAAAAAAAAAAAAAAAAAAAACAAAAAUUUGGAAGUUCGAUUAGGUUAUUCACACUAGAGCAAAUAGCAUUUAUUUUCAGUUGAGGAGAAGAAUUUAUGAAUUUCAAAACAAUUUCUGGCCUGAUUUUUAGGAUGAUAUUAUAUUAUUAAAUAAGGUGACGUGCGCGAUGUUACACGUGUUCAAAAUAUUCCAUGGAAUGCCUUAAAUUGUAACACAAACUAUUCAACUACGUGGAAUUUGUAAAAAAAAAUAUGAAAUUUUAGAUGGGUUACAAUCCUCGACCCACUGUCCCUUGGUUUCGCCACUGGUUAUUCGUUUAAGGUUUGGUAUUCAUAUAUUAGUUUUGAAAAUGUUAUAGUAUAAAUUCUUCUUUGAAAAUUCUCAUCGUGUUUUGUACACUUUGUAAUAAUAUAUGUAGAACCGACAGGUAAACGUUACUUAUUCAUAAAAAAAUAAAACAACUUUGUUAUGAGUGCGUAAAACAUAUACUGGGAAAACACGUUAUAAUGUGUACAAAUGUAUUACCAUCAUGUGGACUAUAUCACUCAGUGUUUUAUAGUAAUUUUUUUGUACGUAUUUUUCUUUUUUAUAUUUCAAAUAUACUUUUUUAUGAUAAACGCAUACAUUUAAACGAUACACACCGUUUUUUUUUUUAAAUAUAGGCCUAUUUUUUAUAAUAUUGUUUACAUCGUGUUAAUUAGAACAUUUUAUAAUAAAUAGAUAUACCUGUAUGUUCAACGGUAGACUACAAAGUCAGUAAUUCAUUAUGUAUUUCCAUUUUUUGUUGUGUGUGGUUGAUAUAGUUUCCGUUAUUUUGACAAAAAAACAGAAUCGGACGUAAUUAAUGAAUCGCUCUGAACACUUCUGCGUAUGUGUCAGUGCAUUUGAAAUAUAAUAUAGAUAAUAAACUUUAUGUAUGCUGGUACGUGACUAUACAUUAUGAGUAGGGUCGUGAAUAGUUAAGUAUUUUUUUUGCACCCUAAAACAAUGUUGUUCUGGUAAAAAAAUUCAAUAGCUUCAUAUAAUAUUAUAUUACAUCAGUGUUUAAAUUGGAAAAAUAAAAGAAGCUAGAUUAUAGGACUUAAAACAUAAGCCUUUCAUCAUAAGCACGAUUCGGAGAGCAUCAGAGGGGACUAAGCUCCCUCUGGCUAGUUUCAAGCACGAGAGCCCAAAUACGUUUAAUUUAAUGUAUACUCAUAAUGCAACAUUUCUAUGUCUUUAUUAAAAAAAGUAAUAGUUAAAGUUUAUUGAAAAUAGUUGUUAAUUGAUUAUUAAUCAAUGAUUAGAUUUUAUUAUUUUUUAUUGUAUGGUUAUAACAGUAUGACCAACUAUAAUAUGUAUAGAUUACAGUUACAGAACUGCAAUUUAUGAGUUGAUCCACCUUGGAAGAUAUUUUAAUGAACGAAUUUGUCAAAACGGAUUAUAAAUUUAACUUAAAGAUUUAACAUUUUAAUAUAUUUAAUCAUUAAUUACAUGUAGCGUUAUAGAUAAAAAUGUCUUUUUUUUUUUGUUUCUUUUUAAAGAAGUUAAGCCCGAGAUCGCCAAGUUUCGAAAGUUUCGUGGGAGUAAAAUGUUAUUACUGUAUUUUUUUUAAACAUGAAAUAAUCCAUGGGGUUGUGGCCCCGUUGCCCCUCUGUACUCAGCGCCAAUGGUUAAACUCCUCCCAAGAGAAAAUUCCAAUUGCGCCUAUAACCGUCUUUUGCAAUUGUUAAACUCAACCUAACCCGUGGGGGGCUUUGCCCCCAUAUCAAUUUUUAUUCACAAUUCAGUAUUUAAUAAUUUCUGAAAACAAACGCUACCUACUGUGAGUUUACUUUUUACUUAUAAUAAUAAUAAUAGAUAAUAUUUAUUUUAGAUUCUACUAUGAUGAUUACUAUUAUAUUAUUUUACUAAAAAAUCUUGGCUACGUGCCUGACGGGUUUAACCGAAAUUCGCUUGAAAUCGUGUUUUGUUACCAUUGAUUUAUCGCUGCGUACAGAAAUAAAUUAAAUUAUCUGAUAUAUUGUAUUGUCCAAUAUAAAAAAACAUUCUACCUAAAACAGUAGCACACCCAUGGUACAAAUUAUGUCGGAAUUUUCUACAAGAGUUAAAAAAAAAAACAACAUAAAUUUGUAAUUUAUUCUUUUAAAUUAUUAUUAGUAUAGAUUUCACAAAAACAGAUUUAUGGUACUAUUAAAGUAGUAUCCCGUAGUCUUUUAGAGAAUAACAAUAUACGAAAGUAGAUGUAUAUGUAGCAGCUAAUCAGUAACAUUGCUUCUAUUAUACUUAACGGAUAUUUUCCACAUAUUAUAUUAUGACAAAUCGAAAAUCGUAAGAACGCACCACGAUUAUCGUAUUUCUGAUCGGAUGUCCAUCAUACAUGUGAACCGUAUAUUUUAUUGGGGGAGGAGAGGGACGGUUGUCUGAGGUCUGACGCUCUAUAAUAUAAAUUGUACCGACAGCUAUUUGACGUAUAUUGACGGAACGUUGAAAAAUGAUACUUACUAUUAUCUCGGCGACCCGCGAUCAUUAAUAGAUAAAACGUCCUUUUGCUAUAAUACGCACUUUGUGAUCGGGCGAGUCGCGUAUAUCCCCUUCAUCGCUAUUGUUUUUCACGCAUUUUAAAUGCAAACCGACUGAUCCCCUCACGGGACUCUUAUACAUAUAUACGAGACACCCGACUCGUUAACUCGCUAUUGUCGUGCCAUUUUGCGAAUUUAUUUUGCCUAGCUUUUUUUUUUCGUUUGAAAUGCUCGCUUUUUUAGGUAACAGUAAACUGUGGUUCACAAACGAACGAAUAAUAUUAACGUAUACGUUUUGAACGGUAUAGUAUAUGAAUCAUAUAUAAUGGUUAUAUGAACGGAGCAAUAUUUCCGGUAGAAAAAUUAUAAGCAGACACCAAAGAGAAAAAUAAGAAAAUAAAGCCAGUACAUUAUACUAUUGAAUUACAAUGCAAACAAAAAUAAAACCGUAAGCAGCAAAAAACCAUUACUGCGUAAAUUUUCUCGGUAUACGACGUUUUGUUUUUUCCAAUUAUUACGAAAACUACAAAAACAAUUUAAAAAUGAUUACAUUCAUGGACUAACUAGACAAAAUUUAAUACCAGAAGCCGCUCCUGUAAUUUUGAGUAAGAUUUCCAGUAAAAAGUUGUUUACAAAGAAAAAAAAACGCACAUCAUAGUAAAAACCAAUCUUCGGUUCGCUCAGAAUCCAAAAUAUAUUGUCAGUACCUAGUGGUCUAAAUAAUAAACGUCUACGCGCUUAUUUGAUAUUAUAAUAUAUUUCACGUAGUUGCUAUAUUAUUGUAGUAGUACAUUGUCGUCUUCAACUGAAUAGCGUGUAUAAAUUAAGUGAACAAUAUUAUUUACUAUACACAACACUAAAGGUCUGGUGAACUAAAAACUGUCGGAUAAGGGUAAGAAUAUUUCAAACCUCAUUGUGAUGACGAAGCACAUUAUGUUGUUCCCCUACAAAAUUCGGAUGAAAACGAACUACCUAGGUAGAAAAAACUCAACAUUUAAUCUCAUAAUUUUAGAUUCGGAGUGUAGUAAGGGAUUUAUUGGUUAUACUAUGAUGUGUACUUUUUUUUAUGUUUGUGAAUAACUUUUCAAACAGAAUACUUUCUCCGAUGUAUCAAUUAUAGUACAUUUUCUGAAAGGAAUUCCAAAUAAUUGAGAAAAAACAGAAACAAAAUUAUAAGAAAAACAAUAAAUAUUUACGGCACACUAAAGCGUUACCGAACCAUGUUUUCUACUAGAAAUAUUGCUUUUAUAAAACGAUUUUUAAAUACCUUUUUUGUUACAUUUUGGAAUUGAUUGCUCACAAACAAAGGCAUUAUUUGAUUUUUUAGGUAGUUUUUAUAAGAAUUGGGAAAAACCGGAAAAUACUAAAAACAAAACUAACAAGUUUAUUGCACGUGGUGAUUUCACCAUUUAAAUUUUUUACGCAUCAUAUUUUCUACCAGAAACAUUGGUUUAGUAAAAAAACAACAGGACACCCUUUUUGUUGAAUUUUUAAUCUAGUUGGUAAUUAAGAAAGUCGUUUUUACAUUUUUCAAGUAGUUUCUAUAAUAAUUGGGAAAAACAGGAAAAACGUAGAAAUAAACAGGCGAGUUUAUGGAAAUAAUGGUUUAUUUAAUUAUUUUCAACUUUGUUUUUUUUUUUUUGUUAUAAUUUAGUUCAAAUAUUCGUAGAGACUUACAAUUUUGACAGAAAAUUUAUAUUUGCCUUUUAUGGACUUGAUACAAUUUUAUAAUAUAGCCAUUUUUAAACUAUAUUAUAGACAUUUUCAUUUUACGAGUUUUUAUGUAAAUUUUUAUUUGGUUGGUAAAUGAUUGAAAAUUUAAUAGGAGAUUCCAGUGUGUUACAGUGUGUAAUUGUUUAGAUCCUGAAUGGAACGCGGAAUGUAUUGGUUUUACAAAAAUGGUUUUUUUUUUUUUAUGUGAACACUUUCUACCAGAAAACAUAGUCCUAUUAUCAAUUAUAGCACCUUUUCUGAAAGUUAACUUUCUCUGGGUGAUACUUUAAAGAAGUCAUUUUUUGAAAUUCUCAUUAAUAUUCGAGAUAAUGAGGAACAUUUCGGUUUUUAGAUUAAAAAAAAUUGAAAGAUUAAAAAUUAGGUUUGUCAUUGGCAACCAUUUUUAUUUAUUUUAAUCUUUUUUAAACAAUUAUUGUUGUCAUGGAAAUAUGUACAUUGUUUUAAUCAUUUUACUAUAAUACAUGUAACAUAAUACCAAAAAAGGCAACAACAUCAACUGAACUCAGUUCAGAAUCAUUUUUCCGUUAGCAAUGGUUUAUUUUUGGUUGCAGAUAUACAUUAAAUUCUAAAAUUUUACCUUCCUAACUUCCCACCGAUAACAGUGACGCAAUACAUUAGUAGUAUCAGCUCCUUUUUCUUUUAUCUCGUAGGUAUACCGAUGCAAUUUAACUUAAUCAAGAAACCAAGAGUAACCAUACAAUUAUAAUAAUAUGUAUUAUGCACAUUGUACAUGUUGGUAAAACCAUACUUCAUACAUAACGUACCGAGACUUAAAUUAUUACUAAAUGUUUAUUGAAAUAUUAUACAGGAAUACAUUUCAAUGAUUUAAACGGACUUUGGGCCGGUAUUGUAACAUGAUUUUCCACUCUGUAUACUAAAUGAAAGGAAAUGAUUAUUGUAUAUAAUAUAAUAUAUUAUACAUAUUAUAUACCUACAAAGAUAUAUUUCAACAAUAUAAAAAUAAUGUUCUGGUUUUAUUUAAGUAAAAUUGUAUUAUUAUUGACCAUAUGCUAGAUUUAUACUAUAAUAAAGUCAUUUUAUUAGUUGUAUUUACACUUGUUUUGUUUUUUUUUUUUUUUUAGGAGUGGUCGGGGUUUAGUACUUAUUUUUAUUCCAAUCACUAUUGUUCUAACAAUGCUAUUUUAGUUUAGAUCGUGAGUUUUGAUAAAAUAAAAACAAGAAAAUGGAAAAUCAAUAUUUUGUUCGUAAAAAUAAAGGCGUUAGAAUAAGGAACCUAUAGUGUUAUGCUUAAUAUUAUUUUCCUGGCCUUCUAAUUUGCAUAAAAUCGUCAAAUGGCGUGAGGUGUACUAUAUGCAGUUGGUUUAAAACGCUAUAGAAAAUGUUCGUGAGCUUCGUUCACGUGUUAAGUGUGCAUUAUACUUUUUUUUUUAAAUAUGGGAUUCUCGUUGAACAUAAUAUUUCAAUUUAUUGGGUCAUGCGCCUGUAGUCGGCAAUCUCUUUGAUCAAAUAACAUUAAAAAAAAAAAAAAAAAAUUAGGUAUCGAUAAAAUCACAAGUAAUCUUGUUGGUCAUUUUUUGACUAUCCUUGUAGUUUUCUUAAUAAUCGGGAAAAAAACGACGGACAAACGGGAAAAUUAACACAAUAAUGAUUUCUGUACAAUUUUUAAUUUUGUUUUUUUGUUGUAAUUCAGUUUAAAAGAAUCGUAAAUUCUUAUGACCUGAUAUUUUCACUUAUAAUAUAAAUUAUAUUAGCUCUUUCUAUACGUGGUUAAAUUUUAAAAUUAUUUUGACGAUUUUUUAGCUUUUUAUAGCCAUUUGAAAUUUUCUAGUCGUUUUAGUUUUUAUUUGAUUUUACUUGAAUAAAACUGUUUUAAAAAUUCUCGAAGAUUUAAUACAAGGUUUAUCCUAAGUUAUAUUCAGUAGUAAAAAAAGUAUACCGUAAUGUAGUAGAUUUUUUUUUCAAGGCACGUUUUAAGUCCGAAUUUUGAUGAAAAUCACGGCAUUUCAAAACGUGUUUAACUGAGCGUCACUCGGAGUAAUUUUUCAUUAGCAAUGAUUUAUUGUUACGUACAGAUUUAAAUUAAAUUACCCUAUAAAUCCUACCUUUUCCCUACAACAGCAGCCUACUCAUCACGGACAGUAUCCCGUACGGCUGUACGUGGAAUGUUACCGGCUUUUUUUUUUAUUAGGUUUUUUUAUAUAAAGUAUAAAUACCUAUAGUUUACUAAAAUAAUUGUAUAAUUUAUAACGUGAAUAAUUUUGAACUUGCAUUUUAUUGUAUGCGAUUAUUGUUACGUUAUAUAUUUUGGACUCGGUUAAAAAAUAAAACAUUAAUAUUCAAACUGAUUAUCUAGAAAAGACGAUACAAAAUCUGAACGAUAAAAUAUCAUAAAAGGUUCAUUGGAAAAAUAAAUUCGCGUUUAUACGAGACCUAAUUUUAAUAUUAUUGUACAAAAGUCAAACCCAGAGGCUAUUCAAAGAUAUUUAUGGCUUUUUGAGAGUAAAACGUUGGUGUUAUGGAUGAGUAUAUAGACGAUAGGAAUUCUUUAUUUGCUAUGUUAGGCGUCGCAUAAAAUUCUAUGUGAUUAUAAUUAAUGACUUUGGGGUUUUUUUUUUCAGUUUACUGAUAAAAUCGUUAAACUUUUUCUAUGCAUUUUAUCAACACGAGAUUUAUUAAAAAUGCAAUUAAACAACUGAUUUAAUAUGAUUUUUUAAUAGAAAUUUAAUAUUUCCCCCGAUACCCUAAUAUUAAAUUAGUUUUCCCUUUUUAAUAAAAUGUACCCGAUAUACGUUAUCAUCAUUUUCGCCAAUAAAUAAAAAGAAGCCACAAGAAAUAAAAAUAUGUAACUUAUAGAUUAUUAUAAAUAAUGUGAUUUUUUGAAAUAUUAGAAUUAUGAAACCUGAAUAGGGUAGUGUACUAAAAUAGCAACAAAAUUGUACUAUUAAGAAAAGUUUUUUGACAGUUUGUUGUAGUGCUGAUAAACCACAGGGGUAUUGAACUUGUAAAUUGAGUGAUCCGACUAGACGAUUUUACUCGUCGUCACGGUUAAUAGGAAAUCAGUGUAAUUUUAUUAUGGCACGAGCAUUUUUUUAGUAUAAUAUUUACACAAAUUAAUUUAGUUACUUAUUGUCGUUAUUGCUAUUGGCAUAAGUAAUUAAAUAUAAAUUUAAUUUUUAACAUUAUUAGUUUUUUAAUAAUUUUAAAUUUUGUUUGGUGAAAAAUAAAUACCUAUAAUACUGUUUUUUAAUUCUGAGUAUAGCGAAGAAGUUACUUAAGUUUACUUUUUGUUGAUUUCUGAGUAUCUUGAUACUAGUCCGCUCAGAAUCGAUUUUCGUUUGGAAUGAUUUAUCGUUACAGUAUAGGCAUAUAAACUAAAUUACUUUGUAUAGGUAUCCAUCUUACCUUUCCAACUGUCAACCUACAGCAUUGGCCUUGUCCGUGGACAAUAUACAAUUUAUUUCUAUUAACCCUCCCCCGAAUAGAAUUGAACUGCAUCCAUGUUGACAAAUAUAUAAAUAAUUUAAUUUUCAGAAAGUAAAAUAUGUUUAAAAUUUAAUGACAUAUAAAUAUUGUAACGGUGACGGUGUUCACGGGGAAAAGAUUCACUACUGUUUAUUUAUAACCAUACACAUGAUUAUGUAGGAAGAAACAAGGAUAAAACAAGUGGAACACAGAAGUAAUAUCCAUUAACCGAUUAAAAUAAAAUGUACAGUUUAUCGUAUUAUUGUAGUUUACUUAUUCCCGGUCUGCGUAUUGUGCGGACAUUGAAAGGCUUACAUAAAUAUUAAUCGUAGUGUCGUUGUCGUGCACCGAAAAUAUAAUAUUAUUAUUGUGUUCAUAUAAUAUUUUGUAUAGUCGUUAUUGUAAUUUUAUAUACCACUUUAUUACGGUGAACAUUUGUAUGCAUAAAAAUGCAUGAUAUUACGAGAAAUAUUAUAAAGAAAGUCGUGUUUUUCGUCGUUCAGUUCGAUGAACAAUUUUAUUCGGGCACGUGGAUAGGUAUAUGUAUAUGCACGUUACGUUGUUAUGAAGUGUAUAAUAUUAUAAAAAAAAAAAAAAGUAUAUAAAUAUAUUAUGAUGUGACUAUCAAUAAUAUACAAUAUAUAUGGAGAAUUGAAUAAAUAUAAUAUUAUGUCAGUAAUAUUAAUAUAAAAUAUACAAACAGUGGAUUUUGCGCGUACAUGUUUUAGUAAAAAAAAAAAAAAAAAAAAUGAAAUAAAAUAAACAUCAUUAACGAAAAAAUAAAAAAAUCGAUUCGAAAAAAUAUUAUUAUAUUUUACACGGAACGUUUUCCUUAAUGAACGCGAAUUUUUGUUGUACUUUUUCAAUAAGUUCAAAAAAAAAAAAAACAAAAUAUAUAUAUAAAUAUAUAUUUUUUAAAACGAGUGUCGAAUGGAAUAUCACCGUGUCGUGGUAAUAACAUAUUCAUAUUAAGUGUGACUUUUGUGGGCGAUUUUUUAAACAUUUUGCUACCGCGUAAAAUAUUAUAUUUUAUACCGGAAAACGUUAUUCACGAACACGAAUAUUUAAUAUUUUUUCAAUAAGUCAAAACAAAAUAAUAUUUACAAAACGAGUGUCAAAUGUGGAACAUCACACACGCCGGUCCUGUAUUAUAAUAUUAUAUUCAUGUUAAGGGUGGCUUUGGGAGUUUACAUUUUUUCCGUGUUGAGUAAAUGCUAUUCCUCGGGGCGUCACGACAGUAGUAUAAUAGGUAAUAGUGGAAGAAAAAACAAGAUUACAAAAAUAGCAAAGUCCAAACCGCAGAAACCGCGAACGUUCAGUAGUGAAAGUAUAAUAAUAUAAAAUAUCAUAAUAUAGCGAUUAAAAUAUUUCAAAACAAUGUUUCUUAAUAAUAAAACUGUUUAAUAAAAUAGUUCAACUUGAAGGUCAGGUUAUAAGUCAUCGAAACUGAAUAUUACUAUAGUAAAUUCCUGUACAGAUAGAGGCCGUUAUUUUGAUUUAACAUUGUUGUUUUAAAUGAUUUCGAAAUUUCCAAAAAAAAUAAAAAAAAACUAUACCAAUUAGUCGUUUUAAACAUUUUGUGACAUUUUCAGCUAAUCAAAUUAAUUUCAUGUCCCGUAGUCGUGUGUUUGUACACUAUAUUUUGAUAAAAACGCCCUACGAUUUCUCUGGUGGAUGACCAUGUCAUGUCAUCACACUAUCACCAUCAUCCCUAUACAUAGAGGUAUAGUGUAUAUAUUAUUAACAGUGCAAGUUUCGGGCUGUACAUAUAAAUUACAAUAUUCCUCUCGAAAAAUCAAUGACCGUACAGUAUAUAAUCGGUAUAUAAUUAUAUAUAGACACAUAGUCUUGUAACGAAUACCUACUUUUAAUUUGUAUUCAGAAAUCAGAAUACGUAUUCGAAUAAGUUUAAAAAUAUAUAUUCAGAAUAUAUUACAUUCGAAUAGGUAUUUUAAAAAGUAUUUGAAUUAGGAUGCGCAGAUUUUCAAAAUGAAAACUCACGACUUUUAUAUACAAUUUACAUUUACUUGACACAUUCAGAGUCAAAAAUUUAGGGGAGAGGGUUUAAACCCAAUAAAAUGUUAUGAUAAGAGUAUAUAGAGUAUUUUUGGUUGGGACGUGGUCAUUUGAAAAAUAAUCGGAGGAAACAACGGCUAAAUUGGGGCAGCCCAAAACCCUCUUUUUACACUUAUGUUUACCGUCUUUACGUUAUCUUAAAUGUUCGUUGAGUGAGUUUAUGGUCCCGAUAAAAUAGAAAGUUACAUGCUUUUCAGGUGUUCCGGAUUAUGGAACGCCGAACCGUAAAACUAAAGUACAAAGCGUAGACUUACUUAUCUUAAUUAAAUAAUAAAAUUGAAACCAUUUUCGUAAAUUCAAUAUAUAAUGUAAUUCGUAAGACGUAAUUUUAUAGAGUUAUCAGUUUACAGUUUGUUGAGAUUAUAGCUGUAGAUAUUAUAACGGUUGCGGGAGACCGGUGGUUGUUCGAAAAAUGACAAGAGCCUCGAGUACAAUAAUUUUGAAAUGUUGCCAUUACCAGCAUAAUAUGUUUUUAUUUUUAAUAUAAAAUAAUUUGACAUUUAAAUAUGUGUUGCGGUGAUUUCAUCAUUUAUAAAAUAUGCUAUUAUCUUAUACGUUAUAAGAAAACCUAAUAAACUUAAAACUUUAUUUAAUCUGUACUAUCCAUACAUAAAUACAUAAAUUAAUACAUUACAUUUAAAUAAAUUCAAAUGUAUUUACCUCUUGAAGUUAAGUUUGUUGUGGGGUAAAUUAGUUAUCAUAAAUUUCAAAAGAUUUAAACAACAUCAAUCUGUAUAAUAAAUAUUUAAAUAAAUUAUAAAAUAUAUCAUUUUUCCGACAUAUUGGUAUUAAUACAUUUUGUCUUGCAUUAUAGUUACAUAGUUAUUGUAAAUUUAAUUUUGUUUUAAUGUUUUUAACUAGUUGUAUCUAAAGUAAUGUUUUUAUUUCUUUUUAAAAGGUUAAAUAUUUUUGUAUUACAGCUUUUGCUUGUGUUUACUGUUAAACACAGUUAUGUGAAAACGUUUACGGCAAAAAUUAAUUUAACCUAAGACUGUAUCACUACUAUCACUAAUAGUAAAACAAAUUACUUUAGUAGCAUAAUAGCAUUUAAUAGCAUGAUUCAUUUAUGAAUACAAUAUACUCAUAACAUUUCAAACAAUUCAGAUAUUUUAUUCUGUUACGUUGGUGUACAUGUAGGUGGUUAGUGAUAAUAAAAAUGCCUUAUAAUUUUCGAAAUACCCGGCACUUAACGGUUGUCCAACGAGGCAACGAAACGUAAUAAGACAUGUUGAAAAUAAUUCUAAUUGGUCGAGAUCACGGAUAUAGAUCCUAUAGUUGCACAACGAGUAGUAAUACGUAUAAAUUAUAUUAUCUUAUAUUUCUUCCCUAUUAUGUGUAUUAUACGAGGUGUAUUUUUAAGAAAACUGAAAUUUGUAUAAUAUAGAACAUCCAACCACUGUUUAUGAUGUAUGUACACGAUAAAUCGCAUAAACAUUACAGGUCAAAAUACAUUUAUUAAAGUUGUAUAGAUUAUAAAUAUUAUUCUCCACGUUUUAUUAAAUGGGCAGUUCGAAUGGACCGCACAACUAUUUCCGCGUUAUGUGGUACCAAUGAUUAGAUUUUAAGUAGGUUUUCGUUUUUGUUUUUUUCGUUAUCCGGGAGAAUAUGAACAUUGAACGAAUCAAUAACGACGUGUGUAGACCACAUCUCAGAUCAAAUAAAAUAAAACGUCGGGGUAAAUCAAGCUGAACGAAGACCGACAUUAUUGCCUUCACAAAUAUUUAUAAAAGAUCUCUGUCUCUUGAUACUUCCUGUACAGACACACACACACAUACACAUACAUACACACACUCAUAUAUAUACCUAAAACAAUUCUCGUUUCUUUUCUCGAUUAGUUUUUAUUUUCAAAAUAUUGAUUUAGUUUUAUGUACUUACGUUUUGUUUCUCGUCAUCUACAUAUAAAAGACGAUUUAGUCGGCGAAACAUUUGGCAACUAGACAAGUAUAUGUCAGUCGUCAAAUAAAUACCUUGAAUUAAUAUUUCAUUAACUUGAAAACGCAAAUUUGUUUAACCCAAAUACUCCAAUAAAGAGUAAUGAGCCACGAUAAUAAUAAUGUCACACGAAAUUCUCUAGAAUAUUAUUGUGACGGUGGGAAACGAUUCGUUUAAUCAUAGGUUUAGACUAACAACCAGCUAUAGAAUAAAAUAUAUACAAUAUAUAUACUUCCAGUAAUCAAAUUUCUCUUUUGAAAAAAAUUGGUUCGAAUUUAUUUGAAAAAAAAAGUAAACUCGUCACAUACUUUAACUAAAUAAACUAAAUAAAAUUAGUACCAACAUUUCCUAUAAAAACACGGCCGAUAAAUCAAGGAAUAUAAAUAUAUUUAAAAAAUGAUUACUUUAUCGACGCAUUACAUCGUCAAUCUUUAUAAUAUUUAUACACAAUUGUAAUCUGAAACAAUUUUCAUUGCCGAGCAUCCUCUUGUCUUAGAUUAUAUAGAUUAUAAUAAUAUAGUUAUCAAUAAUAUUUUAACGGAUAUUAUUAAAAAUUGAAAAUAUCUUACCCAUAGGUAUUUAAUGUACGGUGUUUACGACACCCGCGAAAAAUACGGUAUAAUUAUAUUAAACGUUGAAAGAUUGAUCGAAACGAUUUCUUUUUAAAUGGAAGUACAAUGUAUAGUAAUAGCCUUCGCGCCUAGGCGACCUCUUCUGACUUUAACGCGAUCAUUUAUCAAACGAAUUCCUGUUUCACGUCAAAUAGCUGUCGGCAUUUAAACAUCAUCACUGAUGAUGAAAACUGUAGAAAUCGUAAAAUCCGAAAGUAAAUACGAUUAAAUUACCACUUUUUUAUUAUUUUAUUUUAUUUUUUUUGCUACCUACUCUUCUCGAAUUUCUUAUAAUCCCAUCACCAGUACGAUCAUUAUAUUUUACGAAGAUAAUGCUAAAAUACGAGUAUUAAUAAAAAAUGACCUAUUGUUAUCAAACACAAUUCUUGUUAAAUUAAUGCAUUUGAUAAAGUUUUUGAAUUUUGAAUAAUUCAUUACGAUGCUCGUUUUUAGUUGUAUUGUUUUGUUUUUUUUUUCGAGCGGAACAAGGGAUCUACGUAUAGUCUUAAAUUAUUUUGAUUUCUUUUUAAAUAUAUCCGUUAUUUUUACUCCAUUCAGUUAAAACGGUUUAAAUUUGAAACGGUAUUAUAAUUUAAUGCUGUCUGUCUUAAUAUUUUGAACUUGUUUAUUAUGAUACGUAUAAAGAUAUGGUAGGCAGUAGUAUAUUUAAAAAAUGCAUUUGACAAAGUUUGUGCUUAAAUUUACAGUACGCUGACUCGGUGAAUCGGUUUUUUAAACACAAUAGUACAAUAGUUUAUUAUUGACAUUUCUUUUAUAUGCAAAUAGUAAUCGUCAUAUUAUAUUAUGCAGUCGUGCAGUUUUAUACGUAAAUUACCCGAGUGCGAGGAUGUGAGUCAUGACAGCAGCUGCUAUAUAUCUUUUCGUACUUAGGUUUUUGUGGCCCGUGAGUUUCGUAAAAUAAUUAUUAACAAGGUCGGUAGACAUCUUAGAAACUUUUUUUUGUUUUUAUUAUUUAUUUGCGUUUUCCAGUAGGAUUUUUUAUCGUCAACAUUUUAAGCGGUAAAUAUUAAUCAGUCAAUGAAAUAAAAACAAACAAUACGAUACACUCGAAUACAAAUAAUAUCUAAUACCUAUUAUUUUUAUAAAAAAAAAAGAAAGAAAAAAAAGUAGUCAGGAAUAGAAAUUACUCGCCUAUUCAUAAUACCGAAGGAUUUUUAUCUAAAAACUUUCUGUUUAACAAUAAUAGAUCAAAAAAGACAAAAGUUACGAGUACAUGUGUGGGGAUAACGAAAAGAAGAUAUUAUUCUACAUACCUAUUUUAUAAUAUUUAUAUAGGCCUGUAAUACAGGGGUUGGGAGAGUUUUCGUUUUAAACAAAUUUCUGGAUAGGUUUUUCGAAUAAAAAGUUAAUGGAUGGUUUGUAUGAUGUACACGUAUUCAAAAUUAUUAGGUAAUAUCUGUAGUUGUAAUACGAAUUAUGCAACUGUUACAUACUGCUUAAAAUUUCUUAAAAAAAACUUAAUUUUUGUGGGGAAUUAUACUUCCCUUCUCCCGGUUGUCCCAGUUUAAAGGUUCACCCUCUACCACACAAUUUCAAAAAUAUCACUGCUAAAUAUUGUCAUAUAACAAUUCUAUAUACAGCUUAACAUUUUUUAUUUUGUUAUAGCGUUUUCUGCAAUACCCAAUGGCAAUGAUAACUUUUUAAUGAGAAACACGUAUUUUAAAAAGACAAUUAUAUUUAAAUUUGUGUAAUUCGUUUUUAUCGCGUGUAAAUUCAUAUCAUCGUAAGGAAAUAUUAUGUAAAAAAAAAAAAAAAAAAUGAAAUACCAAUGGGUAAAACUAAUCAAAACUAUAAUCGUUUUUAUUCAGUCAAUUUCACAGAUAGAAAAGACCGGCAACGCCCGUUCCACACGAUUAACCUUUUUGCCUACCUUCGAAAUCUUGCACAUGCAAACUUUAGGAUUAUAAAAUACAUUUAUUUUAAAAUUGAAAUCACGAAACAUUGCCGUGGUUCUAUUUUACGAAAUAGAUUAUUAAAUGACAAAUUAAUUUCUUUAUGAUACAAUAUAUAUUGAAUAAUUCCGAUGUAAAAAUUUAAAAAUUAUUAAGAAACUUAAAAAUACAGAAAAUAUUUAUUAUUUUCGUUUUGAUUACAAACGAAUAAAUACUUGAAAACUUAUUUACAUCCAAAUACAUUUCGGUUGUAUUUUCCCCGAAAUUUGAUGCUGUGCAGAUACUUAUUGGUUUUUUUUUAUAAUAAUACAUAUAUUAAUAUAUUGUGGAAGGAAUAUUUUCUUUUUUCUAAGAACAAUCCUAAAAACCUUCCUUUCCAAAUGAAGCCAGAUGAAUGAAAUUUUGUGACGUACCCCUGGCGUUAGUAUCAAGGACGCUACUUUUGGGUGUAUACAAUUUCACUCCUCCUCUCCUACCAUUUUUAUAUUCAAAUAGCUCCAUUUAUUUAUUUUUCAUUUUUGGGAGUAGUAUAAUAAUGGACACAGUAUUAUUAGAGUAUUCGGUUAUUUAUUGUUUCACAAAGAAUAAAUCUAUAACACGAAAUAGAUAAGGGAAAAUUUGACUCUAGAAAAGGAGUUUUGUUGGUCAUAUGUGUUUUUUUUUUUUUUAAUGCGAUAUUAUACUAAGUAGGUAAUGGAUAUUCGAAAAAAAAACAUUAUUAUUAAAAUAAAUAAUAAAAUACUUGACUGGUUAACAAUAGACACGUGGUUAUUAAUAUUGUUUUUAAACGGAAUAAUUUGAAUUUUCGAAGGGAUCGUUUUUAGUUUAAUAAAUAAAAAACAUUUGAAAUAAAAAACAAUAUUUCAAAAUUAAAUUAAAAAAAAAAAGACGAAAAUCCAUGAACGGAAUUAUAACAAUGCAUAGGGAUUCAAAAAAUAAAUUUAAUAAUAUAUAUUUUGGUGAUACUCGUAAUAUUGCUAUCUUGGAAAUUCAAUAAACUAAACAACGAUCAAAAUGAAAUUAUACGUUUUUGUGGUCCAUAACUUUGGUUUGCGAAAAAUGUUUGUAUAUACAGCGUGGCAUAAUCAAAAAGAUGUCAAAACCGAGAUUUAUUUUUUUUGCUUACAAAAUGUCCCGUGAAUUGUUUUUAUAUUAAACUUUUUUUUCUUUAUUUUAAGUCGUGUUAUAAAAAAAAAAAAAAAAAACGAAAAUAUUUUAAUUUUGUUUCUUUUAGAACGUAUUGAACGGAUUGUAUCCGUAACACAAAAUAAAUUUAUGUAUGAAAUUUUUGGAUUUUGAGUAUUAUUAAGAAGUUGAGUUAGUUUCCGACUCAGAGUAUUUUUUCAUUUCCAAUGGUUUACCAUCUUAUAUAGUAAAUUAACUAAAUUACCUACAUAAAUGGCUUACCUGUGAGCAGUAUCAAAUAUUUUCCUACCACUGUAAUGCCUUGUUUAUUUAUAUAAGUGGUUGUUCCCAUUGUAAUAUUUAUUAUUCUGAUAAUGUAUAACAAUAUACGUCUUGUUUGUUAUCUAAAAUCGAAUAAUGAAGUUGCGUAGUGAUUGUGUAUUACUAGAAGUUAAUUUUUUUCUUUAAAGUUUCUUCUAUUUCGAUAUAAUUUUCUAUAUUAUUCUAUCAUACGAUAAAAUGAUUUAUUAUUUCUCAAAUUCUAAACAAAAAAUAAUAAUAAUUUUCUUAAACUCUUGGUAGAUUCCUUAUAAAUGCAUUUUCUAUUUUUUUUCGUUCCAUUUAAAAACUUUUACGAAACAUUUUAUACGUAAGGACAAGGUUUCUGCGAUUAUUAUCUAAAACGUACAAACAAGGCAUGGACAACACGAGGUUCAUUUGCAGUUUUAAGUAGAACGUAAAACAUUUACUUGCUGCGUAGGACGAGCAUGAAAGAAGGGAAGAUAUAAUAAAGACAAAAGUUUGCAGGGUUUCAGAGAUAAAACCCCGAAAAACGCAAUAAUUCGAUAAAGAUCUGCUCGGCAAAUAUUUUGACUUCAAUGAAACAGAUAAAUUCAUAUUUUAUUAAAGAUUCACAAAAGAUUAGAAUCAGCUUUUAUUGUAAUAACGUUGAAGAAUUUAAUUACGAAAUGGAAUCAUAUUUUAGGUUUGAAUUAACUUAUAUUUUUCAUGUAUGUAAGAACGUGUCUUAAACGAUACACUGGGUGAUGAUUGAAUGGGCUAAGCCACUUAAACCAAUUAACGUAGGAAUAAGAUACCCUCAAGUAUAUUAAGUGUAAAAUGGUUAGCGGUCACUUUUUACAAAUAUAAAUAAUAAAUAUAUAGAUAAUAUGUAUAUUAUAUAUAAUAAUUUGUUGAUUUGUUGAAUUAAUGAUUUGUUGUGCCAGAAAUCAUACUUCGAGGGAUUAGUGUAGUAUUUUUUCUGAAAGGAAAUUUUAUCUUUAUGGUAAUUUAAUGAAGGAUUUUUUUGGAUUUUCGAGGAAUUUUCCCGAUAUAAUUGAAAAAUAUCAGGAAAAACGGAAAAUAUAUGAAAUGUAGGUAUUAGUAAAAAAAAAUAUUACGGUCCUUUUUUUCCUGUGAACAACUUUUCUACCAGCAAUUUUACUGGAGUGGUACUUGAAGAAGGCCAUUUUUUUAUUUUUCUAGGAGUUUUCCUAAUAAACGGAAAAAUAAAUACAAUAUUAAUUGAAUAAUAUUAAAGAAAAUAUGUGGUAUAUUUCAUGUUAAUUUUUUAUCAUAAUGUAACAUAUAUAUUAUAUAUUGUUGACAAAGCAACAUUAUUAACCGAACUCUGCUCAGAAUCGUUUUUUGUUAGCAAUGGUUGAUCGUUACGUACAUAUAUGCAUUCAAUUUCCCCUUUACCUUCCCAACUUCUCACCUAAAACAGUGGCCCACCCACAUGCGAAGUAUGUUCGUCUUUUUAAGUUUAAAUCUCGUUAUUAUAAUUAAAUUAAUUGAUGUCGCUUAAAUUAUUUCGGUGAUUAAUCAUUUAAUUAUCUUUCUUAAAUCUUUAAAGUAAUAGUUCCAUAAUAUUAAUAUAAUACAUAAUAUACACAUUACAUAUCUACUUGUAUACGUACCUACGUAUGGUAUUUUAACCGGUAUAGGAUGUCUAAAAUAAAUCACACUUAGUUUUUUCGUGGUGUUUAAGGUAAGACGAUGUUUGCAAGCGUAGAGACCGGCUUUGAUACGCAUAUUAACGUAUUUCAAAAUAUUAGCUCGUCCUAAAAUUUUGGAAAAUUUCCCUCUAUGGUUUACACUGCGAUAAUUAUUACUAUGUAACUAACGAGAAUUUAUAAUCGAAUAGUCUAAUGUAUCUAUUGAUUAUAAUGAUAAUAAUUGUUUGACAUUUUCGAGCUAUCGUAAAAAUAAAGAUAAACAAAGAUAAAUGACGAAAAAAGCUCCGAUUUAAUACAGUUCACGCUUAAUUGCGUAUAAAAUACUGGUAUUAUUAUUUUUACCCGGUUGCUGGUAUGUAUAAACAUUUCGGGAAAUUCGAAAAAUGACCUGUCCAAAGUGGUACCAUCUGCGUUAAAUUACCCGGUCGGUAGGUGUAUGAGUAUCUAUUAAGCCGACGAUCGAUGAAACUUUUUGCAGUUUUUUUUUUUUAUUAAUAUUAUUAUAUACUGGUUUAAAAACUAUUUUCCGGGGAAUAAAAAAAAAAAAAACCGAAUAUAGCUCAUUAUUCGUCCCACAUAUACACAGAACACAAUAUAAUAUCGUAAUUUACUGCUCUGUGCGUUUAUUUUAUUUUUAGACUGUCUCGUUUUGAUUUAUAAUAACGAUAUUAUUAUUUUUAUUGCUAUAAUAUUAUUACCCAUUGUGUAUUGUAUAAUAUUAUAUAUCAUCCGUUAUGUUGUAACUCACAGAAUAUUAUCUACAACAGUCACCUAUACGCAUCACAUACACGGGCUUGUGGCAGUUUUAAUAUUCGGUGGCGAGUAUUUUUUUAUUUAUACGAGGUCAAGAGAUUGUUUAUUCUAUCAGAGGCGUAGCAGAGAUAGCUUCCUUGGCAUUUUAAAGUGGUGAUGUUUUAAUCACGGCUAUAGUCUAUAAUAUAGGUAAUGAAAUACAAUAGUAUUUUUAUAUCCGUGGUACAUUACAAUUAUUAAAUUGCUCCCCCCCCUUUUUGAUUGAGCUCCGCUUCCGCCACUGUAUUCUGCCCACACAACUACACAAUUAUUGUCAAUCUUGUAUGAACAAAUCGGUAGUUAAAUGUUGAUAGUAAGUUAUUACUUAAAAAUUACUAUUCUAUGGUUCUACACUUUUAUAUCUCCGACCGAUCACUAUCAACGACCAAUCCAUCAAUUUCGUGGGCGUAUUCUGGGUGUCACUGGCAAUAAUAUCUUUAUAUAAAUACACUAUUUAAGAACAAAAAACACUGCGUUUACAUUUUUAUGAACAAAUUUGAUCAGUUUGCUAGAUAAUUGAUUUUUCUGUUUGUAAACAAGUUUUUGAUUAGAACUCACCAACUUUAGAACUCAGGGGUGAUGGUUUUUGGAAUUUUGGACCUAGUUGGUGCAUUAAAUAGGUUAUUUUUGGAAAUAUUAUCUAAUUUUUCAAAUAAUGGAAAAAUUUCGGCUAAAUUAAGUGAAAAAUGACCAUAGAGAUUCAACAAUUUCAUAUUCAUAUACUUAUACUUGAUAUUUUCCAUAUUUAUAUUAUUAAUUAAUUAAAUUCUGGUGUUUUUUGAAUUACUUAUAGCUAUUUAAAAUUGUUGGUGGAUAUAAAUUAAUGUGUAUUUUGGCGUCAUACAAACAAUCGUCAAUUUGAUCCAGGGUUAAAAAUAAUUUAUUCUCGUGGUAAUAUAAAAGAGCAACAUAGUCACCAUUUUGUGUACAAAUAAUUGUAAUUAUUACUAUAACUAUUGUGAUUUGAACGUAAAAACCCUUUUAAUACAAUUUCGUUAGAGUUUUAGAAAACAUUAAAAAUUGUUGCUUGCAUAGGUUUUUUAAAUUUAAUAUACUGAAAGUGAAUAAUUUCCUAAGUUUAGUAGGCAUACAUAAAAAAUGCGAGAGUAUUUUUUUUUUUAUAUUAUUGACCCAACGUUUAUUAUUUUUAAACAUUUUAAAGUUUAUUUAAGAGGAAUGAAAAGCCAGAACAAUUAUUAUUAUUAUUUUAUACCGUCGACAUAUUUUAACGGCUGUACCGAAUUCCUUUACAUUUUAAAUACAUAAUUUUAAAUAAUAUAUAUACAUACAAGACAGAAAUAAUAUUAUUACCCUCUUUCGCAGUAUACAGGUAGUAUAUAAAAACGAAAGAAUUUUUUCGAAAAUUAUAAAACCUAAAACAAACGAGAGAAAAAAAAUAAACAAUUUUGUCUUUUAAAAAAUAUAGAAAAAAGCUUAACGAGUUCAAUUUGUUUUUCGAAAUUAAAAUUGGACUACCUUCCAAUAAUAUGUUUAUUUUUCACCAGCUAUUGAUCUUCGUCCAAAUUCAUGAAAAAUCUAAUCGCUUAGAAUCGUUUUGAAACGAAAAAAAAAAUCAACUAGAUUUAAAAUUAUUAUUUAUAUUAUUGUUAUUUGAAAUGCGAAUAGUAUUGUUAAAAUGUAUUUAGUGGAUUGGUAAUGGUGUAUGUUUUCGUUCAUUUAGAACCAAAAUGUCGGAUAAAAUUGUAGGAAUUAUCCUAGGCGGAUUUCAAUUUUGAAAACGGAUAUGAUUCUCUAGGUUAUUUACUAUUAGGACAUUUAGGAAAUCGAAAUUUAAUUAUUUUACUGAAAAUGGUAAAAAAAAAUCAUGAUUUUAUUUUUGAAAAAAUUUUCGAAAUGUAUCUGAAUAAUUUUUCCUGUUACUUAAUAUGAUAAAGAUAUUAAAAUUAAAAAUCUAAGCGUAUCGUAGUUCAAAAUGCAGUGAAUCACAAUACAGUUUCAAGGAUUUGGUUUUUUUGUAAACUAUACGAAAUUGGAGAAAAUGGAAAAUCGUCACCAAUGUAUAUAUUAAUACUAUACUUAAUACCUAUACUUAUGUAGUCAUAUAAGUGCUUUUAAAACAUCUUGUAGAUAUUUCGCCAUUUCAGAGACCUUUCUGUGUUUAUAAUAUUGAUGAUAAAAACUUUUGUACAGGUAGACUAUUAAUUUUUUGCAGUCUUUUGAAGUUCCCGGAUAUUACAAUUUAAAACGUUUUUUGCAUUCGUCAACUAUUAUAGUAGAAACUUUUAAACGAUUAUUAUUUAUCUAACUAUAUAUAAUUACAUCAAAUCGAAGAAUAAAUUAUUUAAUUUAUUUUUUUAUUCGUUCAUAGCAGACGUUUAUCUAAAAUGCACAUUGCACACAAUGGAAUGGUCUAAGAUAUAAACUUAGUCUGCUUAGUCUAUGUUAGAAUCCCGGUCAAUCUUAAUCCAUGGUGCACUGCAUACGUAUUAUACAAAAGGCUUAUUUUAAACUUUGAAAAAAUACGAAAUUCUGAUUAAAUUCUAUUUUUUUGUAAAAACAAUACAAUUUCAGGAGUAAAAAGAUAUUUGCAAAAGAAAAGAAAAAUACUAUCAUGUAACAUUGGAAACAUGUAUUUCAAUAGUAGAUCAUCGGUAUUACGUAUCUAUAUAAUUUGUAUACCGUAUUUUUUAAUUAAAAUUAUAAAUUACAGGUCGGUAAACUCAACAAUGAAUUACUUUUUUAUACUUUUUUUUAACAUCAUUAAAUUAUUUCAGUGUACUAUACAUAUUUUUGAAAUAACGAUCUCACACCCUUCAAUAAUAUUUUCCUUUAGAUAGGUAUCGACUUUCAAUUUUAAAAUGGUAAUUUAUGCGUAACAUAAUUUUUAAUAUUCAUAAUCGCGAUUAUAUUUCUGAUAAUAUCGGUGUACACUGUAUAUUAAUCAAUAUUUAUUGUUUAUUUUUUUUUUUAAUUAUAAUAAUUGUAUGUUUAUAGUUUAUUGAUGCUAAAACGAUAAAUGACGAGGACGAAGAGUACAUAUUAUCUUUUGUUUUUAGAUUUUUCUUUACGGGUUUUAUAAAUUCGAUUUUCACAAAUAUUUUGUAAUAUUAACAAUAAAUUCAAGUGUCCGGUAUUAGAUUUAUACCGAAUAUGGUAUAGGGAAGGAGGUUAAAAUCAAUAUAAUUACUGUAUUGAUUAUACUUGUUAAUUAUAAUUCCUGUAUUUUUCUUCUUGUGAAAUAUUUUUUUAAAUUUUUAUCAUUCCUGUAAUUCUUUGUUUCUAAAAUUAUCGUAAUUAUCGUAAGAAAAAUCGUUUCUUACGUUUCUUUCGUAUUUAAAUCCCUGUAAAUUAUCAUUCCUGAAUUUAAUAGUUUCUGGCUUUGACUUUCCUGAUUCUGUUAGCCCUUCUAUAACUAUCCGACAGUAUAAUAUUAGUGAUAAGUGGUAACUGUAAUACGACAUUCCACUUGAAUAAUAUUAUAUUUUGUUCAAUUAUAAAUGAACAACCAUUAUAAUAUUAGUUUUAUAUUCAAUAUCUCACAGUAUUUGAUAAGAAGUUAGAAAUAUAUGUAUACAAAAAAGUUUUCGUAUUAUUUAUUUUCAAUUUUUUUUUUUUACGGCCAGGACGGCACUUAAACAAACAGGAUUUGGAAUUUAAUAAAAACCGAAUACAAUAGAAGACGUGGGGUGCACGGAGUUAGUUACGAUAAAAACACUGUCAAAUACACAUUUUAAAAUUAAUUUUUCUGGGACCGAGUCAAAAAAUCUUCAGUAAAACUGUAAAACUGUUGAAGAUAAAAUACUUUGACGAUUUUAAUAAAUCAUUAUUUUUUUCACGAUAGUAGUUUAGUAACUACAUCGAGUAACUGAGUUUAGUUAACAUUUUUCAGAAAAAUAUCAACUAAAGUUUAAAUAAAAUUGCCCUUAACUACACGCAUAAACGUAUUUUGAACUAUAUCUAAUAAUAUUAUCAAUACUUUUAUAGGUAUAAGUAAUAAUAAACGUAUAUUACUUACGGCUAUAAUAUGUAUUUUGCAACAUUUAAUAUUGGAAGUGUAACAAACUGACCAACAACAUAAAAAUAAAUCGCCAGAUAAUAACUUAAGUUAAUAAUAAAUUAAUACAAUAAUAUUGAACAUUUUUGUGAAAAUGAGACGCAGAUCUUAUAAUAGAUCGGUAUAAUCGCGCCUGAUGUGAGACGUCUGGUUACACUAUGACGUCUUAUUAUGUAGUAAUGAUAGCCAUGUCAUAUAUGCCAGAGAUACAUAGUUUUCGUGGAAAUAUAAACGCAAAAAAAACGUUUCAUACGAAAUUUUUUUUGUAAAUAACGUUUUAAAUAAUUUAAAUUUUAACAAAACAACUAAGUGAAUUUAAUAGUAUGUUCUAUUUUUUUUUUAACUAGUUAAAUAAAAAGUUAUCAAAAAAGUAAUUUACACCUUUAACUUUUUUAACUAGUAUUAUUGGCUAGCUUUGCCGAACAGCCGUAAAUGUGUUCAGAUACGUGCUUUUGGUUUGUCGUAAUCGAUAUUUCGUCGAUUGUUUCAAAAUCCGUCCAGUUUCUGCAAUAAUAUAUUAUAACCGUUGCUGGUUAUGAAACAAACAAUACUACCAAUAGGUACCCGGUACGUACUAUUAAUAAUAAUGCUGUUUAACGGUGUUUGUUGAGGGUAUCCUAUAUGUAAUUUACAGUGCACAAUGCACAUAGCUGAAACUCCCUCUAAACCGCGCCUUGUGUGUUCGUAGGAUAGUUACGACACGGAGCAAACACUGCAGAACAACGGGUGUAUUGGCCAGACACAUGCGAGUAUUUCGCGUGAGUAGGGUAGACGCAAAUUUAGGAAUACUCAGUCGAAGAAAAGAUAUUAUUAUUAUAGUUUCCGAUAGUAUAAAAGUAUAAAACUAUAGGUACAUGCCAUUAAAAUAUUUAUUAGUUAACUAAACAAAAACAAACAACAUACUUACAUACUUUAACAUACUUAAACAACGCACACCCAUCGUGCGACAUACUUCGCACGAUGGGUGGGCCACCGUUGUAGGUGAGAAGUUGGAGAGAUAGAGAGAGAAUUUAAAGUAUAUCCUUUACGCAAAUCAUUGCUAACGAAAAACAAUUCUGAGCGUAGUUUGGUUACACAUGUUUUGAAAGGCCGUAAUAUAUACGAUUUUCCCGUUUUUCCUACGGUUUAUCUCAAUUUUUUUCAUUUAUUAUGAAAACCCCCAGGAAAAUAAAAAAAUUACCUCUUCAAAGUACCACCUCAAUCCAAUUCCCUUGUAGUAAAAGUGAUACACUUGAAAAUCGGAGCAAAAUUUCUGAUAGAAAAGUUGUAAAAAAAAAAAAAAUAUCACCGUAAAACCAAUACAUUUCUCGCUCCGUUCAGAACCUAAAAAAACUGAUACUGCUGAUUAUCGUGCUACCGCUGUUGGGAGGAAAGUUGAAAAGGAGGAAUUUAUAUAUUUUUUACUAAUAGAUUAAUCUAAUUUAUAUACAUAUACAUAUGCAACGAUAAACUUUUGCUACGAGAGUGUCACAUUAGUUGUAUUUUUUUCCUUGUUACCAAGAUAAUCCAGAAAUCAAUAAAUUUAUACAAACACAUUUACGGGUUUUCUCAAUUUGUUAAGAAAAACUACAAGAAAAAUUAAUAAGUGUCUAUAUCAGAUCACCAACCAUAUAAUAUUUAAAGCUACAAGAAAGUUCCUGAACAUUUUUGAUUGGAGCAAUAUUUCUGGAAAAUAGUGACGGGCAUAAUCGAAUUAUUUCAAUAAUCUAAUUAUUAGUAAUUAAUACACUUUCAUAAUCGACAUUCUCGAAAUUUUAUUAUUUGUAUAAUGAUUCGGAAUAAUAUUAUUUAUUACUCGAAAUAAUCAAUUGAAUAAAACUAUCGAUAAAUCAUAAUCCCAUUUUGUAAUAUUAUUUUGUAUUAUUUAAAACAAAUAGGUAUCGAAUAUCAUCUGUUCAGUGCAAGUAAAAAAUCAAAGAAUAUUUAUUUUAAUUACACUGACCGAGUUUAUCUUUACUGUUUUGGAAUAUUUUAUUUUACAGAAAAGCGUUGUGUACAAAUAAUAAAGCAAUAACGUGCACAACGAUAAUAAUGUACUGUACCAUAAUCGAAAUAUUAUAAAUAAUAAGUAAUGAGUAAGUACUGAUAACUUAUACUAUUCAUUAAAUUAUUUACCAAUUUCGGUGAUGCUAAAAUUAUAGACCCACGGAGGCAACGCCUCAAUAAUCCUCUUUGCACGAUACCUAUAAUAAGUAACUUGCACAUUUCAUUUACAAUUUUUUAUAUACAAAUAUAUCAUAAUUUUUUAGCUUUAUUUUGUAUGAACAUGCAUUGUCUGCGGGUAAUCUGUAUUUUGUUCUGCUUAUUAAUUAUAUUGGUAAAAUAUUUAUUCGAUAUUAUAUAGAAAGACUUAUUGGGUAUUUUUGAGAAUAAUAGUUUUAAACUCGGGGGUACUAAAGACCUUCUAGCACCCUCCUAGUUGUACCUAUAUUAUUUACGUUCAUUGAAUUUUUGGGCUUUGGAUUAUAAACUAUAAUGAUAAUGUUCCGAAUAAGGUACCUUUGAGUAGCCGAGUUACUAUAAUUCCAGUGAAAAAUCCCUCGGUUACAAAAUCGAUUAUUAUUUUAAGAAUCGAAAUACCUGGAUUAUUUUCACUCGAAUAUGUCCAUCACUAGUAGAAAAGUUGUUUACAGACACAAAAUAAAAAAAAAAUGUAUAGUAAACCCAAUACAUAUUUUGUUUAGUUCAGAAUUUUAAAUGACUUAAUAAAUUAUAAUUUUUAAAAUUCAUCGGAUAUAAUGUUUUCAUUUGGAUUUUCCAUCGAGCAUAAGCAUUCCCAAAAGCUAUUAUUUUAGUAAAAAAUAAAAUAAAACUUCUAAACUAACUAAUUUGUCACUGAUUUGAACAAUACGUAUACAGCUAUACGUAUAUUUCAACGACAAUAAAUUAUUAUCAUUUUUAAGUGGUUUCUCAAUCUAAAAACUGAAUAAUAUUUAAAUAACGGAUUGUCCGUUGACAAAAUGUCGAAUAUCCGAGAUCGAAUUCAACAUACGUGUUCAACAUUUUCGGUGAGGGAUUGUCAAAGUGGGGGAUGGGGAAGGAUAUACGUAUACCUCCGUUGUACGUAUAUCAUAUUAAUAUACGACAUACGUUUUGGCGUGUAAACACUAAGUGUGUUGUUAUGUAUUCGAUGAACAUGGACAGGACAUGGUUUCGAUUAUCGAGCGAUUUCGCCGGGUGUUUCGAAUUUGAGUCCACCACGCCAAAUAUGUUUGUGUGUAAAACAAUAUGUAUAGGCGUGAUAGGUUACCGUACACGAUGGCUUUACCAGCCAUUAAUUUUAAUAAUUUUAGGCACGUCUCUGAGGAGGGGAUGAAAGUUACGAUCCCACCAUUUUGUGUCGCAUGAUAGUUCCAUAUUUCACAAUAUUAUAUCUAAAGCUUGCAAUCAUUAGUUAUAAUUUCAAGGAAAAUAAUUUGGUGACCAAUAAAUGUUUCAUGUCUUAAGUAUAAGUGGAUAUUUAAAACUUUUUUUUUUUUGAGGGGGGGGAGGGCUGAAAUAUCUGGGGCCGUAUAACAUGAUUUUUAACAAAACUUACUUCGCGGGAAAAAUGUUCAUGCCUUUAAUUUUUUUUUUUUAAAGAGGAUGUCAUUUCGGAGUUCAAAGUGACGUGUACAAUUUUUCUUUGAAAUAAUGAAAAAAAAGUAGUAUUGAAAUUGAAACGUAUUGCGAAGCGUGGAGUUUUUUGUGCGAAGUAAUUUUCAAGCAGUAAUGAAAAAAGUCUUAUCUUUUAGGUUACACAAUUUAUUGGAGACGAUUUCGGAAAUUGGCUCCGACAGCAUUACAAUUCAGUAAUCGUAAUGCUGGAUUAUUAUAUAAAAUAUAUAUUUUCAGAGGAAAUUUUGAUAGUUUUAGUGGGCUAGGUAUUCUUAGCCUCUCCAAUUUUCACCUAUGGCACUCUUACAAACAUUUUCAUCCGUGUCUUAGCCCUUCUAUCCCUCGUGUGAUUGACCCGAAUACGUGCUGAAUAAUGAUAGAUAAUAAGAAUAAUAUUUAUACAGGGUGUUUCAGAAAAGUUUUUGUGAAAUACAAUUCAUUUUUAAACAGAGUGUAUUAAGGGUCUCUCUACGGACAUAAUUUGUUUUCCCUGUCUGUCUCGCGCGUAAUAUAUAGCAGCUAAUACAUGUCACACUUUAACGAUUGCGAUUCUACAGUUGAGUUUAUGGCAAAGGCCAUAUAUUAUAUAUCUUACAAAGAAAAAGAUAUUUGCUGUAUCUUGGUCGAAUUGGUUUUUUAAUAUACUUUUACCGUGAAAAAUAUACCAUGUUUAAAUUUAACACGAUUUCUCUGGAUUUCAACCUUUAAUAACUUAUUAAGAAAAAAGAUAAGACUAAAAACAAUACCCUCUUAUUUAUACAAUGUAUAAUAGGUCUCGUUGCCCUAAACUCGACCGGAAAGUCGUAAUAUUGUCGAAUUCGGAAUAUAUUUGUUAUUAUAUUACGCGUAUAAGCCUCUUAAUUGGUUUUGGUUAUUAUCAGUAUAGGUAUGUAAAAAUUGUGUAAAUUAAUCAGGUACAUCAAAUGACGACUUAUAAUAAUUGCACCGCGGUUUUUCUCACAGAGUGCUCGUACAAUCAAUCGAUUAAUCGUAUCUACCGAUAUCUAUUUAUUUGGGCGAUACCAACGUCAAAAACACGCGACAGGGUGUAAAAAGAUAAAAAAAAAAAAAUCAAACAAAACACAACUGUGUCGCAUAUCGAUUCGUGUAAGAAUACAACGGGAAAUACAAUUUGAGUGUUCAGUUGUUAACGUUCGGGAUAAACAUAAGUCGUGAAAGCUCGGGUUUCGGAGGUGUAAAAAAAAACUCCCGAAAAUUCGGACACCCCGUCGAGUCUCUGAGUACCCGGCUACGGUUUCCUUGUUCCGGCCGACCGUCUCGGAAACAUCCCGUGAAACGAAAAAUGAAAUGAUCGAUCUUUUUUUUUCGUGGGGGGGGAGAAGGGUUGUUCUGGUACGUGCUCGGAAGAGGCAAUGCUCCCUGAUAUUAUACUCGGAGACGGGGACGGGAAAACGGUCGGCCGUCGCGAUAUACGUGGGUGUGUGUGUGUGUGUGUGUGUGUACCUCCUACUCCGCGCUUGCCGGACGCUGAAAAACGAGAUAGUAACGUGACUCACGUGCAUAAAAUACGGACGGGCCGGUGUGUAUAAGAGUCUAGGUCCGUGACGUCGUCGUCGGAGAGUGCGUUGCUCGGAGCUUUUCGCGCGCGGACGGCGGCGGCGGGUGGCCGAGGACGCCGCCGCCGACAGUGUGAGCCAGGCCCGAGCUCCGGACGACGCGCCGUCGCCGCGCCGCCGCCAGUCCGGACCGAGUACGCCGCGCGCGUAUAUUGCAACGUGUAGCGCGGGAAAAGCAGUAGCAGGAGCACACACACACACACACACACACACGCGCGCGCGCGCGUAUACACAUUCGUAUACGUACACUUAUAUAUAUAUAUAUAUACACGGGGUAACACGCACAACAACGCAAUCGAUGAGUUCCGGUGACGUCACGGACUUGCGUUUCCUCUUCCGAACCCUCUUCGCCGCGUAAGCCGCACGGCCGUCGUCGUGGUGACGGUCGGCACCGGCGGCUGCAGCGGGGAGGCGGCCGCGGAAGGCCCCCGUCGGUUAUGACAUCAUACGCGCCGUAACCGUCAGCCGCUCCCCGUCGGCCGACGAACGCCCGCGACCAACGCGAUAAUACGGAUUCCGGGGCGGCCAAUUGAAUCGGACCCGGCGGGGCGGCGGAGUGAUCCGAUCGCCUCGUAUUCCUUUGUACUCCGGUGGCGCUGGGGUGUGUGUGUGUGUGUGUUUGUUGAACGCUGGAGGUGACAGUGGUGGCGACAGCGACUCGUUGGAUUUUCCUAGUAUUUUUGCGCGCGGCGGCGACGGUGGCACCUGUGGAUAGAUAAUAAUAAUAAUAAUAAUAAUGAAAAUAAUAAUGAUAAUAAUAGAUUUUUCGUUCGUAUAUAAUUUUUUUCUCCGGCCCGUUAUUCCAUGUACGUAGUAUGAAAAAUCACGGCAAAGUCGACGGUCAUCAAUACAAUAAUAUCCCUAGUCUUCUCAAUCUUCUUCGUGCGUCGGUUAGCGGUAUUUAAAUUUCAGAUUUCCCUCUUCUCCCGGAAAUCAAUCGUUUUGAUUGCGCCGUGUUUUAGCCGUUUUCCUAAAAAUCCAUCAUUUCCUUUUACUUGUAGCAUUGGACAUUCCAUUAAAUGCCCUGUCGUUUGCACAUUUCCGCACUCAUCGCAGUCCGCGUCAAUAGUUAUUCUCCGUUUGUGCAUGUUUUCUUUCGCCCUUUCUACUUCCGAUCGUAUUCUGUUGAUAGUCUUCCGUGUGCAUUAAGCUAGGUCACGUCCUGGGGUGAGGGGUUUCUUUCGGACGCCCCCAUAAUGUACUUUUAUCGUUAUCAGUGACUCGUUACAUAUAACGUAAUAUAUGCAAGGAUCAGGACUCGGAACAACCGAAGCCUAAGUAUUUGAUCGUUCGAUAAACGAUAGCAGCAGUGGGGUAGUUUAAUUUCCAUACAGAUCGUCCGGUGUCAUCGGUUUAGAAGACGAAACGAAAGCCUCUAUCGGACUGUAGUUUAUCAAAAUUUACGGUUGAACGGUCGGCAAAAAAAAAUGUGCGCGUAUUAGGAAAACGACGAAGAACAAAGACUUUAGGAUGUAUAGAAAUGAAAUUAAGUUGCGACAUUAGAGCAGCGACUGAACGGAAACCAGACGGAAGAAGAUCCGCGGCGGAGGCCGAAAAAACGACGGACAAACGGAAUACAACCAAGACCCGAAGAGAAUGCGAGAAAAAUACGAGAAAAAGAUCCAGGGCCGUCGAUUGUCGAAGAGGGCGGUGGCGGUUAAAAUCCGUACACAUCUACAGAUUACAUGACGAUGGGUGACGGAUGUCGAAAACCGCCUUCCGUGUGGUAACCGCGUGUGUGACACCUGACUACACAGUAUUUACCAUGUGUAUACCGAAACAUGCCAUUUACCGUGGACGCGCAUUUUCCGAAAACGGCCGUAACGGCCGACGCAUUUGUAAAUAAAUAUAAUAACAUUGGUUUUGUGUCGCCCGGACGUCCGCAGACGCUCGUUUGCCUGUAAUUAAUAAACGUUUACGGGUUUUCCGUCCGUCAUUUUCGCUGUCGCGGCCGUCGCUUUUUCAAUACUAUAGGUUUUUUUUUUUUUUUUUUUUUUUUUUUUUUUAUUCGUUUUUCUCUCCCGAAAAAUAGAUAUGAUAUUAUAAAAUGGGACGGGAAACAUAAUGCCGAAAACAAAAAACUUAAUAUACGCGGCACAUAUUAUUAUGUAGCCGUGCAUAACUAACGGAUAAAAAUAAAAACAAAAAAAAAAAAAAAAAAAAAAAAAAAAACGAUAUUUUUUCUCCGCUCGGAAACUGCCUGCCAUUUUGCCGGCCGUCUCAGAUUACGUUUAUGCCGGCGCGCGGAGGUGGACGGGAAAAAAGAAUUUUUAUUCGGCGUACGUUGUGAAGGGACUUCUAUAACGGCUUUUCCACGUGUAUAUAUAACGCCGUCGUUGGGCCGCGGGACACGGAAAAUACAUAUAUAUGUAUACACACACACAUACACACGAGCGGAGAAAAGCGACAAGAGAAAAGUGUAUAUACGCGGCUAUAAUGACUACCCCGGGGAAAAACAUUGAAAGAUAAAAUUUCCAAAGAAAAAUAUGUCUGGGGCGACGUAGUAUAAUACGAGUAUAUAUACGGGCUGAAAAUGGAAAAUAUUUGACAACGGAUAAGUAAACACCGCAUAGCCGCCGUUGUUUUUUUUCUCGAACAACGCCAAUUUACAGAUGACGGAGUAAUAAUAAUAAUAAUAAUAACAAUGAAAUAAUAUACGGUACUACCCUGGUUUUGCCCGUGCAUACGUAUUGAGCGCGCAAAUAUUAAGACAACUAAAAGAAACAUAAAAAAAAAAAACCACUACGUUAUUACGCUUGACAAGUACAAUACUUAUGAUAUGAAACCUCGCGUUGAAUUUUUCCGGUUUUCGCCAAUUAUUUAGAAAACAACAAGGAAUAUCGACAAAUGACAUACUGGUAAAAUUUGUUUUCAGAAAACACGAUAAACUUGAAAAUCGGAGCAAUAUUUCUGAUUAUAAUAGUCGUUAACAGAUAGAAAUAUAAAAAAGCUGUCCUAGGAUAAUGGGGACGGGUGCAGCCACUAUGGUAGAUGGGAAGUUGGGAAGGUAAGAUGUAGACGAAAAUUUAAUAUAUAUCUGUAUGCAACGAAAAACCAUUGCUAACGAAAAAACGAUUCUGAGCGAAUUUCGGUUGAUAGAAUUUCUUUAUUCAACAAUAUCUGGUCAUUUUAUGGUAAAAUAAUUACAUUUAAAAUUUUUUAUGAUAAUACCUACGUGUUUAAAAUUGUACCUAUUUUACCGUUUUUCCUAGUUUUUUUCCUGGUUUCCCAUGUUUUUCUCGGUUUUUUUCCAUUUAUUGAGAAAAUCAAAUUUUCCUUUUAGAAAAAGUGCUAUCGUUGUGUAUUGGAGCAAACUUGCUGGUAGAAAAUUUAUUCACAGAUCAAAAAAAAAAAAAAAAAUAAAAUAAUAAACAUCAUUGUAAAACCAAUACAUUUUUCGCUGCGCUCUGAAUCUAAAAAUUAAAAUUAAACCAAACCGUAUCUCACUGCGGUAACAUGAUUAUAUUAUCAAGUUUGUUAAUAUUUUUUCUAUCACAAAUCUCGCACUGAUUAUCAAGUAGUAUCAAGUAGUAGUAUCUUUUUUGAAAACAAAUUUUUAAUUAGGAAAAACUGAAAAUAUUUUGUAUAAUAUUGUUGUUAAUUUAUGGGUUAUCUUAGUAACACGUGGGAAAAAUAGCUGAUACAUGGGGUUGGGUAUGGCGACUAUUGUAGGUGAGUAGUUGGGAAGGUGGGAUACGUAAAGUUAUUUAAUUUAUAUCUGUAACGUUGGUAACGCGAUGAACCAUUGCUUAUGAAAAAUAAUUUGGAGCGCAGUUCGGCUACACAAUAUAUAUUGAAAGGUCGUAUAUAUUUACGAUUUUCGUCAACUUUUGAUAUAAAAACUCUUAUGAAAAAAAACUACAUUAUACUCAUUUUUUUUUUGACCACUUAGUAUUACUUUAAAUGAACCUUCUGUCAAAUUUUCCAGCAUUUCUGUUUAGUAUAGCAAUUUUAUCCACAGCAUAUCUACCAAAUAAAAUUUACGUAAAAACUCGCAAAAUUAAAAUAUUUAUAAAUAGCUUAAAAAUUACUCAAAUAUUUUGAAAAUGCUUGGAAAAUGAAAAUAUUAGUUUUCUGUCGAAAUUUCAAGACUUAACGAAUAUUUUUUACUAAAAUAAAUUAAAAAAACAAAAUUUAAAAUAAUAAACAAUUAUUUUCGUAAAUUUUCCCGUUUUUUCUACGUAUUUUCCAGUUUUACCGAAUUAAUUAAAAAACUAUAAAGAAAAUCGAAAAACGACUUUCAUAGUUAACAAUAAAAUUAAAAAUUCAACAAUACAGAUACCUUGGUGUUUUUUUAUUGAAGCUAUUUCUGGUGGGAAAAUGGAAAUCGUAAAAAUUUAAAAUAAUGAAUGCGUAACGCCGUAAAUUUGACAGUUUUUAUUUUUCGUAAUUUCUCAGUUUUUAUCAAUUAUUAAAAAAAACUACCAAAAAACAACUUCCUCACUUAUCAACUAGAUUAAAAAUGCAUCAAAAAAUUUCUUUUGUCAUUUUUGUUUUGGAUCAAUAUUUAUAGUAUAAAUUACAACCCGUAAAUAUUUUAAAUAAUGAGAUCGUUGCGCCGUAAUUUGAAAAAAAUCUAAAAUACAAGCUUAUAUGUUUAGAACCGUUUUUUGUCGUAAUAGUUUAUUGUUGUCUACAGAUAUAAAUUAAAUUUGUCUAUUAUAUUGAAGAACAUUACUUAAUUAAUUUUAAGAACUUGUUUUUUGACUAUUUAGGAUGUUAAUAUUUUCCAAGACAAUGAGUGUCUUGCGUUAUAUUGAUCACUCUAUGAAUCCUUUUUAACAUCCCUCUUAAAACAUUGGGUGUUACACCCAUCAACAGUAUCUGCCUUAUUUUUGAUUUUGUUUUAAAAUAAUCGUAGAGAUUUGAAUUUUACACAAAAUUAACUUUUUUUAGAUGUUGUAUUAUUUUAAAAACAUUCUGUUGAUUUUUAAGUUAUUUAUAUGCAUUUACAUUUCGAAAUUUUAUAUUUCGAGUGGAACGAAGAAGCUUAUGGUUUUACAAAGAUGUUUAUUAUUAUUGUUUUUUUAUCUGUGGACAAUUUUCUACCAGAAAUCUUACUCUGAUUUUUAAGUGUAGUAUAUUUUCUGAAAGGAAAUCAGAUUGGGGAGUUACUUUAAAGAUGUUAUAUUCUUCCCAAGAAAUGAGAAAAACCGUAAAAAUGGGAAAAAUGGCAAAAUAGGUACAAUAUCAAACAAAUGUUAGCAAAGUUAAUAUAUAAUACCUAUGUAAUUAUUUUAUGGUUAUAUGGCAUAUAUAUUGUUGAUAAAGCAACUACAUUAUCAACUGAACUCCGUUCAUAAUCGUUUUUCGUUGGCCUUCGCAAUUUGUUUAGUUUUCAUUUUAUUUUUUGUGGAUAAAAAUACUGUUUUGGCCGAGUGGAAAUGAUUGAAAAUUGAAGAAAUGAUUUAUCAUACGUUGUACUUCGUGGUCAAAAACAAAUUUGAGAUUAUUGUAUUAGGUAUUUAUCUUAUAAUCGAUUUGAGUUCAAUUUUUUCUUUUAAUAAUUUCAGUACUACUUAGUACCUAAACGUAGUUCAUCUUUUGAAUAUAGGUAUACGUGUUAGUUGAAUGAAAAUUGACAGUAUCGCAUAUGUGGUUUUUAUUAUAUUUUGGAUUAUAAAAACUUCGAAAUUUCGUUAUAACAUGUUAUUUUCUCGCGGGGAAAUGCAUUAUAUGCGUCAUAUAGGGACAAGUAUUACAAACAUAUUGAAAAAACUUCCAAAGCGAUUUCAUUCACUAGAAUCUUUUAUUGCAGCGAAUAUCGUGUGAUGAUUUAUCGCUAUAAAUAUUAAAAACGACAACAUUCCCCUGUCAUACCUAUCCGUCAAACGAUCCCAUUCCUUCAUUUGAAAAUAAAUAAGAUUAACAAGUAUAUAUUUUUCGUAAAUAUAUAACAUCCAUAUCGCAAAUAGAUUAAAUUUACACCGUACCCUGAUUAUUUAUUUUACGAUUAAAAUAUUAUUAUGAAUUUGUGGUUUCGGUACCGACGGUAAUAAUGUAUAUACAAAAUGCGAAUGAUAUACUAAUGUCGGCGGUAGGUAGAUUACCUAUACACGUAGAUUAACGUUUAAUAUAAAUAUACCUACCAUGAUACAUAAUAAAUUGUAUUUUAAGUAGGGCUGUGUAAUGCACUAAAAACACUUUUGAAUACGCAUUUUAAUUUCCAAAAAACUAAUUGCAACGUAAAAAAAACUCCCGUGAGCAGCAUAGCUCCGUUACUAUAGAGUUAAAUUUUCUCUCAUUUUCUCGCCUAUUUCGUAGAGAGAUAUUUUAUGUAAAACAAUAAAUAACCGAAUUCUAUAACAUUGCAAUAUAGUGUAUUAACAUACUGAAAUAUGUAUACUAUUCAAAACUAAUGUUGAAAUUUGCAUAUUUAUUAAAUAGUUGGGGUAGAAGUUGAAAGUUGUUAACCUCAAAAGCACAUCCUUGACACUAAUGCAAUACAUAUGCUGCUCAAGAGUGUUUUUUUAAGCUGCAAUUCCUUUUUCGAAAUUAAAUGUUUUUUUUUUUUUUAAAAGUUUUUAGCGCGUUAAAUUCAUGGUCCUAAUUAUAAACAUAUGAUGGGUACACCAUCACAUUUACAUUUAAUUUUGUCAUUAUUACUUUUAGAUAAUAUGUAAAUUAUCGUGACUUUAUAUUAUUGCUACAUUAUUUAAUUACUGGACGUAUGUUAAUGAUAAUGUAAUAAUGGAUUUUUGAAAUUUACUGGGUUAGUGGGUUUGGUGAUUAUAUUUAAGUGCCGUAAUGGUUAUACUAUUAUUAUUAUUAUUAUUGUUACUAUGCAUAAUAACAAAUUUAUGUGGCUAACCUAAAUUAACCGAAUAGACUAGAAGUUUUGUAACCGUGUAUAAUUUAUUAGGGUCGUUUAUUUAAAUUUCUUCACCUUGCGACGUUCCACUAUAUAGUAUAUUAUUUUAAAACAUAAAUAGUUUUAUAAUAUUAAAACACAUUAUAAAAACGUGUUAUAACUUUUAGUGUAAAACUGAUGAAAUUAUAAUAUAAUCUAUCGUUAAAAAAAUAUUUAGUGUUAACAUUUUCAAUAUACAUAAAUUCAUUCCUUUGGUACAGCAGUAGAUCACCACAAAUCAAAAAACAUAGUUUCGAAAGAAUGUAAUUCUAAAAUUGUGUUUGCUCAGUAGCUAGUUUUUAAGAAUUAAUUUUAAAACUUGAAAAAUAUUAAUAUUCUCUAAAGCUGUUUAGCUGAAUCAGCUUAAAUCUAAACCAGACUUCACAAAUUAUCGUAGUUUAGCAAAAAUUGAUAUUUGAAAAAAUAAAACUGACAAAAUAUAGCAGUAAUAAUUAUUCUUUUCACUAGUGUCAUACUCAUCUAGUUCAGAAUUAUUAUAAUUAUGUACAUAGAGGGUAGGGGGUAUAUUAUAACCUUGUGGAUAUCCUUUUAACCACAUUUAUUUUUUCUUUAAAUUUUUGAUUUAUUAAUUUGUAUUAAUUGUACACUCUUUUAAGAAUUGACAGCAGCAAUUAUGCAUAUCAGCAUAAUAUUUAAAUCAAUACGAGGUAUUUGUAGUUUCAGAAUUUCUGAAAAUGUCAAUAAAUGUUUUAAAUAAAAUGUCAUCAGGAAAACAAAUUUGAAUAUUUUAAAGUAUGUCAAGAAAAAAUCCAGACAUUUUUAUUCACUGAAAAAGUAUUUUCCGAUGAAAUAAAAAACAUAUAUCUUAAUUAAACCAACAGCAUCUUCGCUAUACUCAGAAUAAUAAAAAAAAAAAACAGACCAAUCAUUGUAGCCCUUUCGUUUUGCAACCCGGAAUUAUAGCUUCCUAGCCCUCUCCCCUUAAAUCCAGAUCAGGUAAAAAUACCUCAAAUUAAAAUUAAGCAAUCUUUCAAUUCUUAAGUUUAAUUACAAAGAAAACAUAAAACUACGUAACAAACCCACGCGUCAAAACUUGACAAUAUUAUUAUUUUUUUAAUCCCGAAAAAUGAAUAAGUUCAACGGUGCUGCGAUAAAUAUUUAUACAUAUGUAUUCUAGAGGCGUUGGUCGGGUUACGACGCGCGACGUAUCCAUUUUGCAGAUUAGUAUUUUUUAAAUAAAAAUAUCGAUCUGGAGACUCAACUCAAAAAUCAUUAAAACCACAACAUUGUCGAGUUGUGGCAGUCUCGUAUAAAUGCUGCGAAUUAUUAUAAUUGGGAAUUUGUGUUGUUUAUAAUAAUAAGUAUAAAGUCGAUGAAUUAAAUUGUAGGGACGAAGUUUUAUUUUAUGUAACGGUUAGAGUUAGUUAAAGGUACAUAUAAAUAGUGAAUAAACAUUAAUUGAACUUGUUGAACAGUGCACUUGAUAAUAAUAUUUAAAUGGGGAAAAAAAACUAUUUACAACGAUAAAACCUGCAGGUACAUAUUUUGUGUUUGAACAUUGAGAUUUUAACGUUUUCUAAAAUUUUACCUAAUAAUAGUUAUUUUAUAUUAUAUUACUCAUUGCAUAACUUGAACAGGACCGUCUCUGUUCGAGGAAAAAGGAUCUGAGAAUACUAUAAAGGCGGGGUCUAAAAAAAAAUUCACUUUUCAUAUGCGUUAAAAAUUGUAUUUUUAAUACGUGUUCUAUAACCAAUAAAAUGCAUGUAUAAGUUCAAUUUAUAAAGUACACGCGGACAAUAUAAGGAAAAAGGCUUCAGCAACCGUGGUCCCCGUUUCGUAUCCACAGCUGACCCCGAAUAAAUAUUCUAAACUUUAUUAAUUUUUAUAACACGCGGUUAACCCAUAACAUGUAUUCUAUAGAGUAUAUAUAGUACCCGUGAUACACCUAUACACGUAAGAGAGAUUUUGUUAAGAAGAGGAUAUUUUUCGCGUUACCACGUUUUUCGAUAGUCAAUGAAUAUUUUAGGAGUUUAAAAAAUAUAUAAUAAUAGGACGUGACAAGAAAAGUACGGCGGUGGCGUGGAAAAAUAAUGUUGUAUCCCCGGGCGCAAUACCUAUAUAUCUAUCUAUCGAGUAUUAUUGACGUUUUCGGGUACGCUAAAUAACACCGAUACGUCUACAUUGAUGAAGUGCGAUAAUUGAUUGUGUUGACUGUCAUUGAGCCAUUAAUACGAUCAAUGUUAACGUAAAUUAAUGCGUUACAAUAACCGAGCACGUGCCCUUUUUACAGGAAUAUCAAUAUCGUUGUUUCAUCCACAUUGGAUUGAUGUGUUCCGAAAACCGACCACAACGAACAAUAUAUUCACCUAUAAUAUCAAAGUACCUAAAUAGAAUUUAAUCCAAUAAUUAUUGGGAAAAUCGGUUGAGUUGAAAAACUAGUUAGAAACAACUAGCUAGUUAAGUUCGACAGUUUAAAAAAAACGACCGAUAUUUUUUUUUUUGUUUAACACGUCAUACUCCGAAAGUUGGCCCGAUCGAUAUUCCGGUGCGUUGAGAAUUUUGAAAAGAGAUUUUAAUUCACUGAAAAGUGUACAUGAGAACGAUCAAACAACUAUUUUGUCAGUUUAAUUUUAUGUUUUUUCAUAUAAUUUUAUAAAUUUUAAAAUUUUCAAAACCUUUAGUAUCUUUUUUUUUUGGUGGCGUUAAAACAAAUAUUAUUAUUUUAAAAUCAAAAGGUUAUAAUAUUAUUUUACUGAUAAGUUGUUAUAGUUAAGAAAUCGGCUUAAUAAAAGUAGAAGAAAAUAUUAAAAUGUAACACACAUGUAUAGGUCAAAAUUCAAAUCAUUGCUCAACGUCUAUAAAAUACUGAUUUUAUUUUUACUUGAAAUCUCUGAAAAAUUGUUGGUCCAAAAAUAGGAAGUUUACAGUGCAUCUGUAUAUUUUUUUACGGUAUUCUAUACCAGGCUUACAUUUUUUAACUUAUUUGUUCCUGUUUUAUUUUAGUUUAUUUUUUUAUCGUAUACAUGAAUACGAUAUACGUAUAUUACUGAUGAUGUGGACUCACAUGAGUACCACUUUCACUUUACACAUCAAUUUAGGGGUGAUACGAAAUUAUCAUUUUGGAAGACUAUUGGGUAUUUAGUUAUGGGUUUUGCAAAACCAUCAGAAAAUGUUCUAACUCUCAUCGACACAAACUAUUUGUCUUUCCGGAAAAUAUCUCCGUACGGUGUGCAAAUUUGGAUUAAGGGAACACAGCCACGUUUCUACUAAAUAUAGUUUUUAUUCCAAAAUCUAAUUGUAUGUCUAUAUAGAAUUCCAAUGCAUAAUGCUUAUUUUGAUGGUAGGGCGACGCAGUUGUGUAAUUAUCGUAGACAAGGAUGAUUCGAAUCAAACAAUUUUGACAACCACUGACACAUAUAAUAUUAUUUGCUUUUGCUAAUUAAAACCACGAAUGUUGAAAAACAAAAAAAAAAAAAAAAAAAAAAAACAAAAAUACAGUACACGGUUUUUUUUAAAACAUUUUAUUUCAUUAAUUAAAACCGAUAAGUAUGUAUACCGGAAAGGUACAACGUUGAUAACGUUAAAAUUGUUUUAAAAACGUUUUGGUAAUUAGUAUAAUAUAUUACGUAUUGCGAAACCGUGAAAUAUUUGCGUACAAAUGUAUUACUGUAAUUAUACGAAUUACUAAGUGACGGUUGUACUACGGGUAUGGUACAUUUAUUAUUAUUAUUUUUUUUUUUCAGUCGUGAUACUGGAAAUUUCAUUAGAAUAUUCAUGUAACGGAAUACCGCGUAAGUGCACUGUUCUAUAUUAGAUUAUUGAGUUGUAUUCAGCGAGUGAAAUAAUAAUUGAUAUUGUUCACUUAAUAUAAUUAAUUCGACGCACUGAUAAAAUAACGUUCAAUUAUAAUAAUAUCGCGCACUCGGUUUACGUAACGUCUAUGUGUUGUUUUAUCGGCGAUUUUAAUUAAUCAGACGUCAAGUCGAAACCGUGAUUGUUAAUAGUUAGGUGAUACGGCGUUUUUGACAGGCAAUUGUGGUACAUACGUGUCGUACAAAAUUACCGUUCGCGGGUUUCAGUUUGAAUUUCAUUUUCCGAGGGCAGGAUGCCAAUAAGACGGGCAAGUACUUGUAAUAGCGUCCGUGAUCUUUAUCAUUUUCGACUUGUUGAUGAAGUUAAUGCUACCUGGGCACUGAGUUUAACGAUGCUAUAUACCUACUAGUAUGUGUUACUUGUAACGUGUUUAUAAUGUAACAGAGUAUACCGGAUUUCAUGUGCAAACUAGUUUUUUCAAUUUUUCAAUUUUUUACACGACCCGGAUAAUCGACUUUGAACAAUCAUAACUCGUAAAUAACUGUAUAAUCAUUGAUAAUAUUUUACGAAUACCGUAUUAUAGAAGCAACUCGAUAUGGGUUCGCUGUUUUAUCUCAGAUUUUCGUAUACAUAUAUUAUAAUUUAUUUUUUUUCAAAUAAUAACUUUUGCUUUCGUUGUUUUAAUCUGUUUAUGUUAAAAUAUUAUUUUUUUUUUCGAAAAAUUUUCAUCGACAUUAUACGAGUGUUACAAAUCUCGCAAACUUGAUAGUUAUUAGUUUUUCACUAUUUAUAACAUAAUAACCUGACCCGUUUAUUGUGUUUAGGAAUUUGUAGUACAGACAAAAUGAGGAGACGUAUAUAUUGUGUAGCUGGGUAUACAAUUAUUAUUUUCCAUUCUCUCUCUCUCUCUCCGGACUUCUUAUUUAAACUUUGAAUAUCCUUUUAAAUGAUUAUAAAUAAUAAACUUCUCGAUCAAUAUUUAGCCUAUCUGUAUGUAUCAUAUUACAUUACACUUUUCAAAUAAAUGUUUCACUUUAAAAUAAAAUAUGAUCAAAAUUAAGAUACAAAUUCAAUAGAAAUUUAGAACUUAAAAAAAAAUCAAGGAGAAAGGGAGGGGGGAAUUAGGUAAUACAAAUUACUAAAUAAAAUAUUUUGCCUAUUUCAACAUAAUACACAUUAUACAAUGAUUGUUUCAAUUCUGUAAAUGCGUAUAAUAAUAAUUAUAAUUAAUAUACAUUUAUACAUAUACAUAUUCACUAACGUUGUUCUGAUAGUAGGUUUUCUUUUUCUGGUUCUAGCCUUUUCAAUAUUACGAGUAUAUUAUGACACAAUUAUUUGUUAUAGUCUUGGGAUAGACAUUUUUUCACUAUCCGUGUUUGUUACAAUUGCCUAACGAGUAUUAAUAUGUAAUUUUUCGCGUUUUCUAAGAUCUCUUUAUUUUCAUGGAUAAAACUUGAAGGUUUUUAUUCUGCCUCCAAGUGAAAGCCUUAUUAUAGCUGGAAGAUUCUUUAUAAAAGUCACUGAAAGUACCAAAAAAAUAACUGUCUCUGAUAAGACGAAAAAAUACCAGAAAAGAGUCACAGACAAUUUUUUGACAAUAUGAUGUCAUCGAGACGAUAAACGGAAUCCCCCCCCCCACCUCCAGUCAUGAUCUGUCCUGGACAAUAAAAACACAAUAAAUUAGACGAACCAAGGUUAACCAAUUUAUUUAUAAAGGUCACCUUAAACAGUGAGUAUGGACAAUGUAAAAUAUCGAGCUACUUACUUGAAUACCCACUAUUAUACCACAAUACGAGAAAAAUCGAAAGGUUUUGUGGAGAUGACGGGAAUUCAGGACAAUGCGAUUAUGAUCGUUAAUUAUUGCGAAUGAAUGGAGGUAUAAAUAUUUUUAGUCAACAGACAAAGAAUUCGCGUAUUAAUUAAAUUUGAUAUUAUAAAUGAUGGUCGAAAUGUUCUUCAAAUUCAAAAUUGUAAGCUAAUUUAUUCAUUAUUUUACCCUUGGUCGAACAAGGGUACAAUUAUUAUAAUUAUGAACGUGAUGAUUGUCAUUGUACUUUUGGGUAUUUGGACGCUAUCCAGCAAUGAAUUAUUAAAUUCAUUUGUUAUAGCGCGUGGUCCUGUUAAUUUUUUUUUUAAUCAAUUGUCUAGACUAAAAAGUUCUUGGCAACGGAAUUAUAUGCGUCUUUGUGAUUCUACAAUAACUAAAACCAUUCACAAAAUAUGUAUGAAGUUUCGAAUAUAGUUUGAACACUGAAAUUAUAAUUACUCGCGGUGAUCUUAAAAACUGUUUUACUUUUAUUGUUCAAAGAACAAAUGCAUUUUGUUUUUAUACAUUUCACAUAAAGAUGAGCGUACUCAAUUGAAAACUGUACUAAUACUUGUUGCUAUUAUUGUAAAGUUUAAUUUACAAUGUUUUUAACAUUUUAACUGUUCGACCGUAACUUUGUAAAGUUAAAAAUGUUUACGAUUUUGUGUAAACAAAGGGGCUAUAAUAAUAUCAUAAAUUAUAAAGUAUCCGGAGAAGAAAAUAUUAUGAUUUAAAAUCUAGAUUAUACCUAAAGGCUUUUGGCUUUCAAGAGCACUUACAUAAUGUUCUAAACUUUUAAUUAUUAUUAACAGGUGUGUACUGUGCGAUAUUAAUUUGUUUAGAGCUGAAAAGAAAAUUCCAUCUCUGCGACUACAAUAAUACAUAUAGUUUAAAAUAAAAUGUCUAGCGUUGACAUAUUUUAACAAAACCAGUUUUCUUUAAAAAUUUUAUUUUUUUUUUCAAAUUUUAAUGAGCUGCUGAAAACGCAUUGUAGGUUUACACAUUGGACCCGAAUAGUAUUAACUAUGAGUAUAUACUUCAUUUAUUUUAAAAUAAUAAUUAGAACAUCUUGACAAUAACUAAUAUCAAAAUAUGAAAAUACCUAAUUUAAUAAUUUAUACGAUUUAUAUUUCAGAAAUGCCCGGAAGGUGUCGUACAAGAAGAUUUGUUCAAAGAUAUCUAUUCCAAGUUUUUCCCACACGGAAGUAUGUACAACUAUUAUUCAAUUUUUAUAAAUAUUAUUUUAAAUAAUUAUUUAUAUUAUCACAAUUCUGCACAGUUUCCCCCUUUUUUUUCCGAUACACCAUUAAUAUCUUCUUACGUCAUUUUGUUAUAGACUUAAUUUUUAUUUCUAUAUUUCUAUAAUAUUAAAACUGAUAUUUUAAAAGUUCCCGUAGUUUACGUGUUAAUAAUCACUUAUUGUGCAUUUAAAUUAAAUUUCCUCAAUGCAGAACGUGUAUAAUUUCAAUUUUUGACGGUUUGCUUAUAUUUAUUUGACAAGAGACACCAGUGCAUUAAUGUUUCACAUUUAAACGCGAUGGUUAUUGAAUUUGAAGAGCAAUUAUUGAGCGUUAGGUCAGCAUUAAAAUUCGACUGCUGUACUCGUUUUUUCAGUUUCGUUAGAUUAACGUAGUUAGGUAAUUUAUUGUACAUAAAAUGAUGAACAAGGCAACUUGAAGAAUAGUCUUUCUGAUUUUUGUUCAAUUACCUACAGGUCAAAGCUGGGCAAGUUAUCUAACUUUAGUCACUGAGAAAGUUACAGCUACUUUUCUUAAUUAAUUAACUUAGUUAAGUUACAAGUUUCUAAAUAAAAAACCAGUUAUUUUAAUAGUUAUUAAUCAAAAAUGUAAAAGUUAAAGUUACUAUUUAAACUUUUUUUAAUUGGCCUUUAUUGUAUGGGUAAUUCACAUCAGAUUAAGGAUAGAUCAUCAAGGAUGGAUGUAUCACAUCAGAGGAAUAGAUAAGAUAACCUUCACGAAUAUAUUUAUUAUGUAAAAGUUAAGAUGUUUUCAUCUUGGUAAAAAUAUAUAUAUUUUUCUUUUAUCCAUCAUGCUAGGCACAUCCUCAGGAAAACAAAUCUGAGUUACAAUAUAUUGGUGACAAAAUUAUGAAAACUAGCUUGUAUAUUUUUUGGUUCAAAUAAAAAGUAACUCAUAAAAUUACUCUUAUAUAUGCACAAAAAGUAAUUUGUUAAAUUACAAGUUAUAAGAAAACUAUAAGUAAAUUACAAGUUAAAAAGUUACUGAUUUUUGUAACUUUGUAACUAGUUAUUGCCCAGUUUUACUGCAGGUACCGAUAUAUAGACGUAUUUAUACGAAACGCUUUGGGUAUGUUCACUGUUCUUACCCUCUUCCCAAAAAAGGGUUUGAAUUGGCAACAAAACAUUUCAUUACAAAAAAUCGAAUUUUUAAAUUAUCUUGUAUUCCGAUAUUCAUUAUAUUUCCAAAUUAAAUUUUUCGUUUCUAUUAAGGCAUUUUAUACAUUCUUAUUUACGUUUAUAUUUAUUUAUUACAGAUUCAAAUUUAUAUGCUCAUUUUGUGUUCAAAGCAUUCGAUGUCAAGAGUAACGGCGCAAUUAGUUUUAAAGUAAGUUUUGUAUUUUGUACUUAGUGCGAACUGCUAAUCUACGCGAUUGCAGUUGUUACAAUUUGAUGCAUUAAUAAUGUUCCAUGCAGAAUAAUCGUAUUAUCAUUAGAAUAUUGAGAAAUUUAGAAAUCUUAAAAGUGUUUUAUAUAUUAUGAUCCUUGCAUGUAGAAGCCAUUUUAAACCUUCUAUAAUAAUAUAAUAUGUACCUAAUAUAAUUAUGUAUAUUUUUUUGAGCGUAUUUUAUAUUUUUUUUUUAUUAAAAAUUUAUUAUAUUAUAAGAGGCUUGCGCGUGACCUGAUUUUGCUCAAAAGACACUUAUUAGAGGAAAAACUCUCUAAAGUUAUUGAGUGAAUCCAUUUCGAUAAUCUUUUUUUUUUGUUUUUUUUGGUUAGAAAGAACAAAACUUCUUACAUGGGAUAUGGGACUUGGAUUUUGAAAAUAAUAUUUCUGAACGUUUUAAUUAGAAUUUUAACAUGAUCAAUGUUUACUAUUUUUUAAACUAAUUUUUUUGUGGUUUUUCGAAAAUAUAAUAUAAUACAUAAAUACAUAUAAUACAUAUAAUAUAAUAAUAUAAUACGUUUUGUAGAAAGCUUUUUUUCCAACAGAAAAAUUGUUCUAGAUUCAAUCAUUGUACGAGACAUGAACAUUUUUUUUCAUGUGAAAAAACAGAUUGUGUGCGUUCCUCUUAAUAUAAUUCAAACAGAAACUAUUAAUGGUUUGCUAUUAACAAUUAUUAAUAAUUUAAAACAGACCACGAACAGGACCCUUAAUAAAAACGUUCGAUACGUUGGAAGUAAGAAUAAAUUUAAAAUUUAAACUUAACACAUUAGAAAUUAUAGAUUUUUAUUGUAUUUACAGUACGUAUGUAUAAUUAUAACACAAGUACUUUUUUUUUUUUUGUAGUUUAAGUAACAACAUUAUUUUUGAAAGUAAAAACUAUAAUUACCUAAAUAUAACAUUAAAACGCAUUAUGUAUUUGUUACUUUAUGAACGCAAUCGAAAUGAUUUGUUUAAGUCAAGUAAGCGUGUGUACUAAACAAAUCGUAACAAUGUGAAUAUUUCGGAUAUUCUGAAUUCACACACAGUACAGAAAAUAAAUUGAAAUUCAAUACAAAAGUAAACAUUAAUGUCAGUAGAGAUAUCGGUUCGUGUUUACGAUAAAGUUGAAUAAAAUAUAUUUUAUGUAUAAAAGAAAUAAAUUAAACAGAAUUCAUCUCUUCCGAUAAAUAUCAUAUGAUUUAAACUAUCAUAUCCGUAAUAUAUAUUCUAUCGUUAAUAAUUUGCAUCAUGUUUAUUGUUUAUUACGUUGAGAUGAAAUUUGUUUAGAUGGAGUUUGAGAGGUUAUAAACAUUUUAUAUUUUGCACUCGGUAUAACCGUAUGCAUUUUUGUGUGAAAUGUAUUGUACUCGACGACGGUACUAAAUAUACGAUAUCGUUAAGUUCCAAAAGAAAUAAUGUAAAAACAUGUUCGAGUCUUAUUUUAUCUGAAAUCACCGAAUUAUUAUAGGUAUAUUUUUCACCGAACUAACCAGCUGUUGACGAUUUGUAUAUUUAUUCCUUUUGAACAUUCGCUAAAUAAUUAUAAAAAUACGUUUGUACACGGUAAAUUUGUUCAGAAACUUUCGGUUUGUUUAGUCUGUAGUCGUGCAUUGUAAUAGUAUAAGCGCAAAUCAUUGAAAUACAAAAUACCGUUUGUGAUUUACUGGAGCGUAAAUAUUAUAAUAAAUCGACGUUCUUUUGAUGGCGGCACGAGGAUGUACAAAAAUGCCGAACGGUCUGAUUCUUUUUUUUUGUUUAGGAUUUCAUUGUGUUCUGAAUGUUUCAAGACGCCAUUCAUUUUCUUGCGUUAAGCAAUUCCAAUAUUAUAGCUGUUGAGAGUUAAGCCUCUUUCUAUCUCUCUCUUCCCGCGGCUUUUCCUUUUCUCGGCGUUCAAAAGCGUUAAAACUAUCGAUCGCGGGUGAGAUGAUGAGCUCUCAAAAUUCCCGGUGUGAAACUUUACAGAUAUAUAUAUAUAUAUAUAUAUAUAUACAAUAGCAGCUAGUAUAAUGUAAGCGUAUUUUAUUAUUUUUUUCAUCUGUAUAAAACGAAAUAAAUUGAAACUUAUAUAAAAUGCGAUUUACUGAAAAAAAAAAAAAAAACCUAAACUUCUCGUGCAAUAAUAACAACCGAGCGCUUUAAACUCAUUUUUUUAUUAUACACAAAGACGGUUUAUUCUGCGGACCGACCAUUUACCCGGUCCGGCGUACCUCCAAUAAUUCGUCCGACUUUUGUGCCAUCGUAUAGUAAAUUCAAUUAUCGAUUCACUAUAUUGCAGGACAUGCUGAUGACUCUGUCCACUCUGCUCCGCGGGUCCAUUUACGAGAAGCUCCGGUGGACGUUUAAGCUGUACGAUCUGAACGGCGACGGGUGCAUAACGAGGUCCGAGCUCGGUCAAAUCGUGUUGGCCAUCCACGAGUUGAUGGGCAAGAGACCGCAAGUAAGAACAAUAUAAUAUUAUUGUUUUCGAACCGUGUUCGCAUUACACCUGCAUACUAUAAUAUUGUCGUUAUCGAAUAUUAUCACUACCUAACUUUGUAUAAUACACACUCGCGCAUACACCACCGAACACGUAUUUGCGUUAUUAGGGGUGCCUCCAGACCUUGGCUAUGGGGGGAAGGCUAGAUAAUUAAAAAAUUUAAUAUUAAAUUCAUAAUAUUCGGAUAUAUUUCAUCUUUUAUAAUUUAAAACCCGCCCUCUCAAAAAAUAUUUGCAUUCGAAAUUCCAAACAUCAAAAAGUGAAUAUGUGCUUUAUUUGUCCUUAAAAAUGGGGUGAACAUGUAUAAUACAUCAUCCAGUAUAGUACAUACAUUUAUAUUUUUAAAUUGCUUACAGUAUAAAAUCGUUAAAUAAUCGUUUUUGAUCGUGAUGUAAUCGAACCGCUGUUUUUCCGUUUGUUCUCGUUUAUUAUUCGUCAAUACAUUGUGAAUCGUGUCAUUCUUAAUAAUUGUUAUCUCAAGGAGUGCGCCGAUUAUGGACUCUGAUAUAAGCACAACCUAGUUUAUAUAUGACCACAAACCACGGUUAUAGACGUUAUGGUCAUAUCUAUAUUUGUGCCAUGAAUAAAUGUUUAAGAUAUCAAUAAAGAUCUAAAUUGGUAAGAAAAAAAAACUACGUCAAAUUAUACAUUGACUAUACCUACUUCUGGACCAAUGACUAUGCCAAAUGAUAAUGUAAGUCCACUUCUCUCGGGGGUGAUAGGGGCGAUCACUCUUAUCGCCCGUAUCCACAUAAAGACGUCCCUGUGCAUUAUCAUAUUAUAAUGGAUGUUUUACGGGUCCCCGGGUAUAACCGACCGAGCGAAGAAACUUGGCACCGAGCGCUGACAAAAUAUUAUCUAAAUUCCGAUUUAAGCGACAUAGGUUUUUUCGUUAAAGGCGAGAACCGUAUGCACUGUACACAAUAAUAUCGGCAUGAUGUGUUGCGAUAUUAUUCAUAAUGCAAGAAUCAAAUGUUUGAGAAAAAAAAAAUAAUAGUAAUAUUAAUAAUAUUAUAAUAAUAUAGCAGACUUUCGCAGUCGGUCGGUUCGAAAAGAGACGGUUUCAAAGAUGUUGUAUUUAAUUUAAUUUAAAAGUUGUGAACCGAGAGGUUUAUCAAACUUAAAACUAAUAACGUUAAAAUAAUUUUUAAGUCAAGAACCUUUUUUUUCUUUUUUUUUUUUUAUGAAUACUAAAUUUAAUAUUUUUUAAGUUCUUCUUUUUUGAACAUUGACAAUAUUUGAUUGAUUAGUUCCAACAAUAGACAUUUUUUAAUUUUUUUAUUAGAAUGUUUUGUUUAUACUCGUUUAUUUAAAACUAAACAAUUUAGUCAAAAAUAAUUUUUGUAUAUUACAGUUUUUAUUAUUAAUCUCGAAACGAUAAAAAAGUGCCAAUUUAAUUAUUUAAUUACAUUUUUAUUGACGUAAAUAUCGAGUACUUGGAUGGGAUUUAGCCACUCGAAAUUUCUGUCAAGAUCACCCUAAUCAAGUCUUUAAUAAGAAUUAAGUAAAUACUAAGUAGUCAAACAUAGAAAAAUAAAUCAACCAAUUGUAUUGUAUUGGCCUAACCUUCCCUCCGAAAAUAAAUAUUUUUCAACUAUUUGUGUCUAUGCGUACUAUGGUAGGUAAACAAGUAGAUAACAAAAUAAAUGUUUAUCCAAACUGUUAUAAAUAUUUGAGGAACUGCAGUAUGGUAAUGUAUGGAAUUGUGUUUUUAGUGUCCUAUUGUUAAAACGUUUAUAGAGUAUUGAAUCAGAAUGAAACCGAAAAUGUGUUACUUAUCGAAGAGCAUUUGGAUGUCCUUAAAUUUGGUUUAGUCGUUGACACAGCCAUUUAUUAUGUUGUUGGCAAGAUAUCAGAUCACUUUAGCUACAAAACUUUUUGGGUGUAGUUAACGCGUAUAUAUAUCAUUUUAAAAUGAGAUACAUAGUUGUGUUUGUACAUUUUAACUCUACAAACUAUAUGUUCAAAAUAAAUUAGUCUCUUGAGAAAUCUUAACAGCACUCCUAUACUUGGGUUGCAUUUUUAUUUCUACUAUAUUGAUUUUGUAUAUACUUUGAGCAUAGCAAAAUAAAAGAAAUAUAUUUGUAUACGUUUAACGAAAUUCUGUUUAAAAUUUUAUUCAAAAUUUUGUACAUAACGUCCUCUAAAAUAAAUAAUGAUAGUACAUUUUACUUACAUACUUUAUAAACUUCCCUUCAAUUUAGAAAAGCAUCAAGAAAGCCAACAACAUAUAGAUUGUAUACCCGGAGGUUUUUGUUUUGUAUUUUAUUAAUUAUUUCGUUUCGUUUUUUAUGAGCAGAUUAGUUAUAUAUGUCCGAACGAAUAUUUCUUAAGUCUCAAAUUUAUUAAAAAAAAAAAAAAAAAAAAUAAAGUUUUCCCACUUAAAACCAAUUGACUGAUUUUUCUUAUUCUUACCGAGAGUAUCCGAUUUUCAAGUUUCUCAACUACUUUAAAUUGAACACUUCAAUUAAUUAUUUGUUUUAGAACUGAUUUGAGUGAUUAAUGAUAUUCAGCUACUUCUAUUUAAAUUUACCACGUACCUAUUAAAAAGUUAUUGUUUGCAUUUGAUAUUAUUUAAAAAUCGUAAUUAUAUUUAAUUAAAUAAUAUUGUUUGUUGGAUACACGUUUUAUUAUUACAAAAAAAAAAAAAAAAACAAUUAAUAAUAAAAUCAUAGUUUAAAUCAUUAGGUAUAUUUCAUUAUAUAUAUAUUUUUUAAUUUUAAAUAUUUGUAAUAAUAAUAUAAAGUACUGUACACGUGUUGCAUUUUAAGGUCACAUAAUUAUAUUUGUUGGUACAUUAUUAAUUGUAUUUGAUGUUCAAUAGGGUCGUGGAAGUACCAAAUCCAAAGAUCAAACCGAUAUGGUUUUUCAAAAACUCGACAUCAACCAAGAUGGCGUGAUUACGUUUGAAGAGUUCAUUGAAUCGUGUUUGAAGGUAAUGAUAUUAUAAUAGAUUGUGAACAAUAUAAUAUUUUGUUGUACAAUUAUUUUACAUCGAAUGCACAAUUCGUUUGAUAAUCGAUUGAUUGAUUGAUUGAAUGAAUGUCGACAGGACGAGGCGAUCACGAAAUCAUUACAAGUGUUCGACUCGAGAUCUCUGUGA